GAAGCAGAGACCAGCAGCACGUCUGCUUCUAUCUGUCGCCUCUCGGAUCUCCCUGAGCUCAGCUGUCGGGCUGCCACUGACUGCGAGAGAGUGGAUCCUCUUCCUCACAGGCUGUGUUAGGGAGCGCCUGAGUGCAUAGAGUGUCACAGAGUCCGCUUUUUAACUGUGCUGGUUAUGUUGCGGCCACAUGGGUGACGGUUUGCCCAGUUUUGCUCUGGAUUUGACUCAUCACCCAUGAUCCCCUGCCAUCUCUGGCAUCCCCUCUCAUCAUUAAGGUAAGAAGAAAAAGUGCUUUAUUGACUGUUUUGUUCUUUUUAAAGCUACUCCUACACUCUAGUCCUCUUUCUUUUUCUUUCUUUAAGGAUCUUGUGCUCUUGUGAGAGUUUUUAUUCUUGUCUUCCUGGCUUAUUGAACAAAACAAGCUCAGAAGAUCACAUUGCACUUCUACCUGUUCUUGUUUUUGACUACUUAUGACCUGGUUAGUGUGGUAAAAGAGGAAAGAAACUGUUGUCUCUCUUUGUACCAAGAUAUAAAUGCAUAUAACACUCUCACUGUGAUGAUUACUGUCAUUCAAAGAGCACUUCUCCAAAACCAAGUUACUAAGUGCUUCACGAACGCAACAAAAAACAACAACAUGACAUUACCGCACUUCUUCAAACGCUUCAGCUGCAAAAACCCAUUAAGCUACCUGAUUGUUUCCACAUGGCUUGACUAGAUUUUGAUGAUGACUUGUUAGUCUGGAAGCUGCAGCAUCCGUAAAGCAUGUGUAUGUGUGGGGUUGUGUGUGUGUUGUACGGCACGGUUAAUUGAGUGAAAGUUAGCGGGGAUUUGUCAUGUGGAUUGCAUUAGCUAUGACAUAACCGUCCUCUUACGCUGAUGUAUACACUUAAAGUACAUUCAAGUGGCAUCAUCGAAGGGUCAGCAUCUGCUCAAUACAGUGGACUGGACAUAAAGGGGAAAAUCAGUCACUACAGACAGUGAUAUAACCUGUUAGAAAUGUUCAUUUAAAGGUUACAAACAGUUUCCUUGUCAAUCGUGGGAUUUGCUUUUGUCUGAAGUGAAAUGAACGCUUUCAGGGUUGAUACGCUCAUAAAACCCAAAUACAGUUAAUCAAAAUAUUCACUAGGGAACUUCCCUGAAUGUCAUUUGAUCUCUUUUUAAUGCAAACCAUAUCUAGCCAGGGUACUUUUCUGCUGUUUUAUCACACCAUGUUGGUAAAUACGAUCUCCUAUCAGAGAAUUAACCACAGGGAGUUCACAAUAGCAGAGAACUACUUCAUGCAGAACCGAAUUUCACUUUUAAGCAACACAUUCAAUCAGCUUUUUGGCAUUAUUCAGUCAUUCAGGAUUUUUCUCUUUCUCCAUUUACGAGGUGCACUCUAUUUGAUUAAGCUGAUCCUUGCAGGAAAAGAUGUCAAUUUGAUUUCUCUAAUUGAUUCAGCUUAGUUUUUAAACUGCUUACUCAACACAAAAGCAGAAUUUUAUUGAAGAAUCGCCGUUUGAAAUUUAAAUGCCUUCCAGCGUUUUCCUUUUUCUGAUAUAAUCACAGCAGAAAUAAAGCUUUAUGCGAGGUCUGAGGCGCUCGAGAUUUUUACAACUCCGCUUUUAGACUGAGCAAACACAGCACUUGCGGGAUGUUAACUUUGAAAGCUGCUGCAUGAAUGACAGGAGUGAGGUUGUCAACCAUCUGUGGGACACACGAGGCAAUGUGAUGAUUUAAGAAAGACAUGAGAGUUAAUUAGGUUGAAGCUCAGACAUCCAAACAUCCCAUGUUGCUAUCAUUCCAUUUUCACCCUGCAGCCAUAAAAUAAUUGAGCAGGCUAGUCCACAUCCAGUCUCAAACAUGAAGGACCAUGCUUUAUACAACAGUGCUAGAAAAAGUGGUACUUUUACAGAUCUGUGCUCAAUGCACAUGAUACACAGGACCACAGAACCUCAGCAAUAGAGUAAAAGUUUGAGUUUGAGUGGAUUACAAAGACAAAGUAUUGUCAGCAUGUAUGCAGUGUUUUUAUAACUGAAAAAUCUCAUCUUUCCAAAUUGAACUUCUGAAUGUGAGGAAACAAAUAACAGGGAUUGUAGAUGUUCAAAGUGAUCAAAUCUUUUGUUUUUGAAUUUGUUGGUCAUAAAUGGGCGUUUUUGUUAAUUUUGGACAUUUUUAUAACCGCUUUGUAACUCAGCAUGGGAGCUGUAAUCUGUUUAUGGGAAGCAAACCAUGAGUAUUUGGAUAGUUAAAGAAAACUUUAUGACUAUUUAUACUUGUACAAACAGGAAAUAUAAAAUUUUUUGCUUUCAUCCACGUCAAUGUGUGGGUUUGGUGAUUUUUCUUGCAUUAUUAUCCCGGAAAGUACCUUUUUUUUUUUUUUUUUCCUCCAAUGUGGCUCUUCUGAUUGUGCAAAACAUAAAAAAAGACACUAAGAAAAAUCACAAGUCUAUCCUUUAACUAUCAAAAGAAGUAAGGAUGCCUUUUGUCCUUGUGUGUGUAUAUACAAAGCUUCCCACUUGCAUCAGUUUGUCUCCUAUGGAUGCGCACUAUUAAUAAUAGCUAUGCUCAUUUUGUCAUUGACACGUAGAAGCAGUGAUUUCUCACUGAAAUCUCCCACUGCGGUUAUUAAACAGUCAAGUGGAUAGACCAUUUGGAGUAGUUUCAGUGAAAAAUGCGAAUAAAAGAUGUAUUAUUAGCAGGUUGUGAAAUGUCUCAUUUGCACAGGUGUGUAAAUUUUCCUUCAUAGACUAUCUCAACCCUGUCAUUGCGUUCAUAGCUCAUAAAAAGACAUGAACACCAAAUUCAGUCUGUUUAUAAGCAUUAUAAAUCUCACGAUGAAUCAGUCAUUAAUUAAAGAAAUCAUCACAAGGUUUAAUGAUGAGGAGCAUAUUAUUAGUUUCAUUUCAGCUCAGGUUGAUGAAGAUUUCUGCAUCUUUCUUUCAAUUCACUAAAAUCUAAUUGACUUGACAAUUAAUCAGUGAUGUAAAUGAUAAGUGGUUGUCACCCCACUGACAAGUACGCCUCAGCGUCUGCUUGAUGCCAUUGUGAAAACGCCUUCUAGAGACGACUCGGUGUAACUAGCUGAAUGUAGAGGUGAUAUAACCCAGUUAGUCACGCAGCGUGUCAGUAUGGAGGUGUUAUUGUAGCAGCAGUUUACGCAUCAGUGUGGGAUGGAAGACGCUGUGCGAUGAUGUGCCCGCGGGGGUGAAGGGCUGAGUCCACAAUUAAUCUGGAGAAUUUAGCUGGGAGUUAGGAAAGUGGUGUUUUUCAAGUGUGCGUGUGAGUGUGUGUUUUCUCUUUGAUAGUUACAUCACGCUUAGCAACUCAACCCCUCUGUUGCUGUUCUCUGUUUUUAAUAACGGUUGUUGUCAAGUACUUAAAAAAAGAGGCUAAAAGGGUGAUGGAAAAUUAAUUUUUGAAACAUAUUGAUAAAAUCUACUCAUGCAGUUGUGAAAUCUACAGAGAUUCAAGAGAGAAGAUCAUUAGUGAUGGAGCGCACAGAGACACGCCACAUACACACAGAAACUGCACAACUGGAAUCACCUCCUUCUUCUGGUCUUUGCAGCCGAAUAUGAAUGGAGAAGGUCACUGACACACAUAGUGUGUGGGUGGACAUAAUGAAUGAAGAUUCAUUAGAGUUUCUGUGUGGGCAGGUGUUAUACAUGCCCUUGUUACAUACAGUACAUACACAACUGCUUUUGUAACACCACGCAGAGGGAGCUGUCCCUGCUUUGACUUGUGAAGUCAACCAAUCCUGAGAUAACAGGUACCUCUGAUUUAUUCACUUCAGCUGAGGGGAGUGUUAGAGUCAGUAAACAUGCUGAUGCUUUCAAAUAUAAGCAAAUAUAUCACUUUACUCUUUUUGACUUACCUCUUUUGGGAUUUUGCCACCUAUGUCACACUUGGAUAAAGGUGACUUUGCACCCCAGGGAGCUACACUGCAAAAACAGCACUUGUUUCAUAUUUGUUGCUUGCUCGAAGUCAUGUCCUCUGACACAUACCCCCUCACAGUGGCUACUGGCAAUGAAAAUUACUUGUAGAUAUUGUCAAUCUUGUCGCUGUUUGCUUGUUUUUAGGUCGUAAGUAUCACUAAGAGCUUGAAUUUCCAACCCGUUCACUGCUGGUACAGCCACUAGAGAUGCACUGAACCAUUAUUUUCCGAUCCAACGAGAUACCGAUACCUGGGCUGAGUGUAUUGGCCGAUAUCCGAUACCGAUCCAAUACUACUGUUGAGUGAAUGAACUGUACACCUUGCCCUGUGAGUGAUGGCAUCAGGCUUGGCAUUAGCCUUGUUAAAAAAAUUAACAAAUUAACAUAGAUAUACAUUUACUUAAUAUUAUUUAUUAAUAAAUAACAAAUUGCACAUUAUCACACAGCAAAAAGAAGACUUCCAUGUUAACAUUUAGUGCAAAAGGAUAGACAGACAUAGAAUAUAGAGCGAACAGAAUCGCUGUGUUGCUGUGUAUGAUAUUAAUUAUAUCAGAACGCUGGCUCGCCAUCAUUCAUCAAAUAUGAGCAGAAAUAUGUUUUGUUUUGUGUGUGAACAGAAUUUCCUGUCAAUCCUCGAAAUCCUCACAGUUCACAUUAUCACAUGGGCCAUGUUCACCAUCCCUCAGAGACCGCAGCUGCAUAGUUUAUUUGGCUUUUGGCGGUUUGGCAAAAACUGGAUAGAAAUAAUUGCUCCGCGGGGAAGCUUUUUCCCUGAUAUCUUAAAAUAGAUUUGUAAAUUGUCUUUAUACAGUAUGAGUGUUUGAUUCUGCUUACAUAUAAUAGCCUGAGGUCCAAGUUUAAAGCGAUGUCUCACAAAUUAAGAGGAUGGAAAGAGUUGAGUUUGAGAUUUCAAAACUGCUGACUUUAACAGAGAGUCACUUUGUUGCUCCUGACAAAGAAGUGGAGAUUAAUGAGAAAACGACAAGUGAGAGCUCUGGACCAAACUGGAGCUUCUUGUCUCUUUUGCCAAGCGUAUUUUGUGUGCUUUUUCUUUUUUUAUAGUGUGGCAAAUAGGAAGUGAUAGCAAGCCCUGAACUGUGUAAAUUCUUGGUUUCUUGGAUCACAGUUUCAAUUAGAGGAAAAUAAAUAAAUAAACUGAUAUCUCACUUGAAGCUCGGAGCAUCAAUUUCUCUUUUAAAUACGUAUAGUUUCUCUUUUUAUAAAUACAAGCAUACGUUUGAUUUCAUUAUUUGGUCUGUGCUGCAAGAAGCUGCCAGCUAAUUAAGCAAAGUGACGCACUGCAAGCCUUUGUAGUUUGUGCCAUUAGCCAUACUCGUUUAACACAAUAGAAAGCUAAAAUCCAAAAUGAAAUUAAGCCACUUAAUGUCAGCAGUAAAGCCACUUUUAUCUUUAUUUCAUCGCACCAUGGGUUUUAAUUAGAGUCAGUGUACUGUUUAUUUUAGAAACCCUUUUUGUUCCAUGGCUUAAAAAUCUCUUCACAGAAUAGACGAAAUUCAAUGUUCAGACAAAAAUCUGUGGCUGUCUCAGUGUCUAAGAAACUGAUUGGAUGAUUAGAUUUCCUGCCUGGCUGUCUCUCUACUCACAUAUUGUAUCUUCUAACACAUGAGUAGCAGGAGGGAGCAAAAAAGCCAAAGUUGAGUAAUGUGAGAAAGUACUGUACUUUAUCUUAAACGUAUCUGCCUGAGGUAACUACAGAUGUUAUCCGACUGUUGUGUAUUAAAAAGCUCACAAUCUGCCUCAUAGAUGUUGCAGAGUGAAAGUGUAAAGGAAGGGAAACCCUUGCAUAAAGUUCUGGUUCUGUGAACUACAUAUAUGACUUAAUGUUGUUACCUUCACAAUGGGAAGUAACCAGAGAAGUAGGCUGCCGUCCAACCUGUCAUGGAGUGGAUAAAACACCCAGUAAGUCCAAUCAUGGAAAAUAAAUAGUAGAUGACAGUUGAUAAGUUUGGAGCAGCAGGUUGGCGGUGAAAAACCAUUGCUGGCAUGCUUGUGAAGAGAGUAACCUGGCAGUUCAGUCAGUGUGGAGUGAUGGCCUGCUGUAAACAGAGUGGAGGAGGGAGACAAAAGGGCAAACUCUGAAAAACUCUGAGUUAUUACUUCUUUGUUAUGAACUUGAUUCUAUUUGGUAGAAAACACAUAACAGCCUUCUAACAUUUAAUUAAUGCUUGUGGUUGAAUCUCAUGCAGCAGCGAGUAAAAUAUAAAUAUAAUAAUAAUAUACUUGAUGAUAACAAAGUGCAGGUUAUCAUGCAACGUGUUAAAUAUAGACACAAAACACUGACUGUAAUUUGUUUCAGGGUUUGAUAAAUCACAUUGUGGGUGCUAAAUGAUUCCGUUUGCAUCUCCGCCUCCAAGUAUUUUGCACAUUCUUCGCUCUUUUGACAGACUCAAUCCAUGGUGCACAGUGAGUAGGUCAGCUUUGCGUACAUUUAUCAAGUUUGCACAUCUUUAUACACCCAAACCUUUAGUAGACCAGGUCCUAAAUAAACCAUGGCAUAGGCUUUAGCAGCGCUCAAGGACUACCUGACUUAAGGCUGGCAAUAUGGCCUCAAAUCGAUAUCACGAUAUCUUAAGCAGUUCACCUCGAUAACGAUAAAUUGACGAUAACUACUCCAAAAGCUGCUCACCCCCUCCUUCAUUAACUUCUUCUACUUCAGCCACUGCUCCAGCUGCUACAACUUUAGAACCGUCCUCCAUCUCCUCACCUGUCUUUCCCUCUUUGUUACAGACUGGAUGGGGUGGAGUCACGUUUCCGAUGUAGGACAGUGUCUUAAAGGGACAUGAGACCAUAGCCUACCCUCACACAUCCAAAACCAACUUUUAUCUAUUUAUGUAUUUUUGACACUGAAUAUACUGACAUGAGCAAAAUGAAGUUGGUUAUUGUCGUGAAUUUUGGUAUCGGUAAAUUUUCAGUUUAUCGCCCAACCCGAAUCUGAGUGAUUUAUUUUUGCAUCAGUUCAACAUGCCAACAGCAAAACACUUACCUUUUGACACUACAGCAAAUGUGAAUGCAAAAUCAAAUAAUUGAAAAACAGGCUAUAAUUUGACCAAAAGAAAAUGUAUAAUUUAACUAAGUUCAUAAGAAUAAACUGUUAACAGAGCGCUACAAACCAUGGACUCUAAUGGAGUCCAAUGUUAGAAACAAUUACGGUGUAUACUGUUUACUGUAUAAUAUUUUGUCCUUGUUCCAUAUCAAUGAGUUGAAGCUCUAUCAGAGAAAUCUGUCUCUACAGUCAAGCACAAACUCACUCUGUACUGAAGUUUUAGACUGAAAUCACUCACACUCAGUUCAUUUCAUACACUGAAAACUGAGUGUUGAUAUAACAUCCACAGCUCCUCAGCACUCCAUGUACUGUUUGGAUUUGUGCACCUUGAGGACAGUGUGCAGCUACACUCAAUUUUCUUGUUGUUGAAGCAGGUUCAGUGAAGGGUUUUCUGGCUUUUAAGUGAUAUCAAAAGGUUUCUCCUGAGGUUUUCCCUCUUGACAGGAAAGGGGAUUUGAGCUUUUUUUGCUAAAUCAGAACUCCAUCACAGCUGAAUCUUCAGGGUAAAGCACCAGCUUUCUUAAAGCUAACCUUUGUUACCGGAAUAGUGUGUUUCCCAGUUCGCUUUUUAAGCUUUUUUGAGUUUUCACAGAAUUUGGUUGUUCCUUCAGGGUCGCAGAGUCACAUGCAAUGACCAAGGUCCUAUUACCAAUGAAAGGGGUGAAUUAUACAAUGAUCAUUGGGUCUUGGGUUGUUCAAAAGGACAGCUUGAAGCCAGGAGGAAAUGUUUAGGUUAAUAGAGCUAUUGUGCACAUGCCAGAGGUCAGGAGAACAUGGGAUUUCUCAAUGGGAAUGAAAGGUUAGUGCAGGGACAGACAGACUGCAGCAGAAAUUCUGUAGAAAAUGCCUUUUGUUUGCUCCCACAGACAUGUUUGGUUCUCUUAAAAUCCUGAGCAACAAGCAUGAAAGAAAACAACAUUCACACAAAGACAGAUUAUUAUGUACUUCUUUGUAUGACUUUAAAGCUCUGCAUGAUUCUGUUUUAUAAACUCAAUAAUAUGGUCUGACUCAUGAUUAGUUACCUCAACAAGAUGUACAUAAGAACACUUUGUGACAGCUGUAGGAGGAACUUUGAGCAACUCUGAAUCUUGAUCUAUCACGUACUUCAGCACAGUCAUGGGAACCAGUCCACAACCUUUACAGGGUGUACUCAUACUUCGCUUCGGUGCUGAAGAGUCAAGAUGUCAAAGGUUGGAGUCAGACACGCCAACACUGCCAGCUGCAGUUGGUGCUGAAUUCUCUACCUAUGUCAACCACUUCAUCUUGAACCACACAGACGGGAAAGUGGUAACAACACCCUAUCUUCAACAUACCACUAAAGGGACAUGGAUAUAACCCCUCCUGUUAGCACUUGCUACGUAUGUUUUGGUGUUAUCCAGACAACCAAUCAGCACAGAGCCUCAUAAUCACAGCAUCCUCAUUCGCUCAAAUCAAUGCAAGGACAAUACAUUCAGAAGCUGAAUUUAAAACCUUGCUGUAAAGACAACUAGGUCAUGUUGCACAACUAAAAAUACCAAUGUACAAGACUUUAAUGACUAAACUAAACUUUUUACAUAUUCAUUUUCUUCUACAGCAGAAAUAAAACAGAAAGAGCAAAACAAUGAGUCAGCCUCUGGAUGUUUCUUUGAAUUUACCUUGAGUUAGUCAUCCAAGCUUUUUUUGAUUAGUCAGUUCGGAUAACUUCCGCCCGAGAGGCUCAUUCAUGCUUUUGGAAAUCGACUAACAACACAGCUCAGUGGAAAUCCAAAAUUAUAGCAAAUAGUUACAGCCAGACCAGCAAAACCAAACAAAGAUGAAUAUUUUUAUGAAUGACAUGGAUGGUAGGAGGAGGUCUGUGCAAGACUGGUUCGUUUCAUGUGUCCUAUUUGACUUGAAGUGGGCAUGCAUGUGAGGAGUGACAGUGAUUGUUCAAACAUUAAAACAGUUUGAAUGAGUCUUUAAGCCUUUGCGAUAAAGCCCUUAUAUACCCAUGAAUGCAUUGGGCAUGCAGUGUGUGAGUUUGCUAGAUAGGCCAUAAAAAUAUGAGACGGGAAACAGUGUCAUAACAACCCGCACUGCCGCAAAACAAGAUGCCCCCAUUAGAUAAUGAGUUAAAAGAGCCAAUCUCCACUUUGUAUUCUAAUGAUUUGCAUUUUUUUUGUGUUUAUAUCCUCUGACAAAACCUUAAAAAGUCAAAAAAAAGCUUGUAAUGUUCAUUAUUUUUUGAAUAAUUAGGUGUCAUAACACAUACAACUCUGUGAAUGUGCUCCAAAUAACCACACAAGUGAUUCCCACAAGGAAGUCUGCGGGUAUGCGAGCACAUUUAAAUUGCAUAACUCUGCUGUUAGGUCCACAUCAGAGCCCUCACACAGACUUCCUGAUCUGACAGUGGGCCCUCAACGCUCAUUUAAUUACAGCAAUGUGCCUCAAAGACUGUGAGUGCGGAGAUGAGGAUAGGGCCAGAGUGCUGCAUAAUAAACUUGCUCUUUUAUUUCUGUACUCUCUAAGAGUGAUCCAAGCACUAAUAUCUUAAACCCUCAAAUCACAGUAUCUUUGUUAUCAAGUGUCAAAGAUGGUUAUUUCAUGAAGUGCUCCAAAGUGGCCCCAAUAUAGACUGAAAAAAAGAAAAAAAAAGUGUAUUGGUAAUUUUGAAGUUAGGUAUAAAUGCACAUGAGCUGCACAAACAACAUAAAUAUCACCAGACAGAACAGCAAUCUUAGGUAUCUAACCUUAUACAACCAAAUCAUUAAAUCAUCUGCAAAUUCUAAGAGGAAAGAAAAAAAAAAACUUAACUUCCAAAACAAAACUUGGUUGUGGAAUGGGAGACAAUGAGCACAUGACAACAGAGCUCUCAUUAUGAUUAUCUUCCAGCGUGGGUUGGAACUUUAAAACUUCUAAAUCAAAGACAGUCACAAGACUGGCCUCUGGGAGGAUACAGCACUUUAAAUGAACAACUUUUUCUUUACUGCUUGAGAAUAAUGCAAUCUUUUACUUCCUUGUUUUACUUUGAAUGAACAAAGCUGCACUGCUUUUGUAUGAGUUUCCCCUCCCCUCAGUUUAUAAAGAUAAUAAUAAGCCCACAACAAAGACUACUCUAUCUGAAGGACAGCUACAGAUCUUAGUUUUAUAACAGACUCCUUCUGAGUAAAACCAAUUUCUCUAUUGGAAUCAAAAUGGACCAUUUACAGUUGUCUUUUUCCUCAGUCUUCAGGUUUGCCUUUCACACAGCACUGCCCAUACUCGACCCUUUGUAUUUUUCUCUUGUGUAAGACAAGAAGGACAUAAGAACAAACACAAUGCAGCCAUCUAAGAUUUGUUUUCUUGUUCAGUCACCGUGCCGUCUUUUGAAGCAGGGUCAGAUGUCUUUUCUAAUUUACCCUGUUAUUCUGUGACUACAGGGACUUGUUUGUCUUCUGAUGUUGACUUCUUCCAGUCUGAGUGAUUGCUCAAGAGUCCUUGUAUAAAGUUAUUAGAAGUUUGUUUGUUUGUUUUUUUUUCUAAGAUGUCUUUGUUGAAGUUGAUGGCUGGGAAUCAUCUUUUCUGUUUCCAUAUCUAUAGCCAAGAAAAAAACUUUUUCCCAUCAAGAAAGUUUACGGUGCUUUGACAAGUUGAAGAACCUUGUUGUACCGAACCCGAAAUAUAUCUAUAUGGGUAAAAUGACGUUGGUUAUUGUCGUUAAUUUUCGGUUUAUUGCUCAGCCCUACUUCUCAUAGUCUAGAACGGGGUGAGCACUUAAUUUUUACAUGGGGCCACAUGAGAAACCUGAACUGUGUUGGAGGGCCGAACCAACUAAAACUUCAACUUUAAAUCAGGGGGUUCACAUAUACAGAAAAGCAAGCCGAAAUAAGCAACUGCUAGUUAAAAACAAGCCCAAAAAAAGCGCACCCGCAAUUCACAAGUUUUACAAGCAACUUUUGAGAGAAACAAACUUUAAGUCGUUUAUAAUAAGUGAACUCUGCAACUCCAAGACGAAUAUUUUGCAGAUGCUUAAACUUGUCUCUGUUCACGAAUGCAGAUCUAAGAUGUACGUACAUGCAUCCAAACAGAAAUAAAACAACUGCUAGCUUUUCAAAAUAAAAGCAACACACUUGAAUAGCAUGUUGAUGAUUUGAUUGACGAACCUCACGAAGGGCUGGGCAGGGACAUCCAAAGGGCCAGAUGUGGCCCUCGAGCCUUAAAAUGCCCAGGUCUGAUCUAGAAGGUGGAUUCAGGGGCGGUCGGUGGUGCUAAAAGUUAAGGCAGCAGUGGCACUGGCAAGGCAGAAGCAAAAACCAGAUAUCAUGCAGCUAAAAUAGCCUUAUUGGGUGAAUACUUUAUGAUGAUUGUGAGAGCGACACAAAACCAGUGAAGCUGUCCGAACACAAUUUACACCCUUCCUGUGGAAACUGAGGUUAACUCUCCUGGAGCUCUCUUUAAAACUCACAGACUUCCUUUUCAUCAUGACUGAUAGUCUACCUGACUUUACCCAGCAGGUCCUGUCAGUAUAAUAAGCUGUACUCCCUGAGCUAAAGCCUCAUGCAAAGACUGACUGACACACCCACAGACAAAUCAGUAUUGAGUUUAGGCCUGCGGUGUAUGUUUUUCUAUCUGCUGAAACGUCAACACCCUUGGCAACAUCGCUAAACGACAUACAGGCAAACAGUUCACUAUUUUAGUUAUUCAGUUGGUUGAAUCUGGGACAGAGGUUGUUCAAAACUAGGAAAUAUACUGUAUGAUACACAGAGCAUGAAAACUUGACGACCCUUUGCUUAGAGUCAAACCCAGCAGGAAGUCCACUACACUGCUGAGUGUAGCUUCCUCCACUCACAGACCCCAGUGAGCAGCAGUACAAGAGAAUACAGGCAGGCUAGCUGUGCAGUCAGCUCUAACUCAUACAGCCUCACAGAACCCAUGCUCGGGUCUCAAAAGAUGAGGAAAAUAUUGUUUGAUAUCCAUCUCACUUCUCCACUGUGUCCCCAGAUAUCAAACUACACCACUUUCCAUUCUACAGGAGUUAAACUGAGUUUAUUCAGGGGUGUUUUGUUAAAUUUUCUCAUUCUCAAAUGUACAGCUCAACAUCAUUAAUGUAAAUUUCAAUCUCAGUCAUAGCAGAAUCAGAGAAUGAUAACCUUUUCUGGCCAUGUCAGUUAAGAAAUUAAUCAAUUUUCAUAUAGUUUAAUAGAUCAGUAGAAAAUAAAAACUAAAAAAAACAACUUACAAUCAAAAAAGUAUAAUUUCAGAAUUUAAUGACAGUGAAAUCAUCCCUGUGAGAGAUGCACAUCUCCAAACGUUGAAGUAACACAGAGCUGUUUGUCCAAAUGUGUGCAGACACAGACUCUGUGAUUUACUCACACUCUGUGUUGUGGCCCCCUGAGGUUAUUUCUGACCAGCUGACAGAGAGCUGACAUCACAUUGUUAGCAGCUGUGACCUGAGCUGUCACCAACACUACAUGGUCUUUAGAGGAAGACAAGAAGGACUAUUAUAUUUAAUGUACUGUCUGCUGGUUUCUCAAAAAUAGAGUAAAGUAUACAUGGAUUGCUUCUUUAUGUCAGGUUUAUAUCAGGGUUUUCUUUUCUUUCAGUACAGCAGCUUUCAGCAGUGAUAAACAUUUCUUCAAAUUCCCACAAUGUCAUAAAGUGAUCGUGGGGAAACCCGAGGCACAGAUUUUUCACAUUUAUUCAGAUUAUUGCAAUUAGCAUAAUCACAUACUUGAGCAGCUGGAGCCUUUGACUCAACUAAAGGUCAUAGCUGGACCUACAUGUCUUUAAGUCCACAGGCUUCACCAUAUUUCAUUUUCCAGUUUUAUUUAAUUCAUCCUUUUUUAUCUCAUUAAAUAUGCAUUGUGUGAUCACUACACUUCUUUCCUGCCUACAGCUUUUCUCCAGAUUGGCAUUUAGCGGCUCGCCACUUAAUCAAAGUUUUGCAUAUUAAUCAAGUACAAUGGGUGGAAACGAAGUGUUGAGGUCUUGGGCUGUUGUGUUAAAUGUUGCAGUGUGAAAAAAGUGGUUUGAUUAGACUGAAUAUUUAAACCUGUGUUUACAGAUGAUGCAAGUGUGGUUCGAACAGCUAAAAAACAAAUCUGACCUAUUGGAAAAAAUAAAAAUAAGAAAGAGGUUGUAGAAAAACAAUCAAAGAGUAGCCAGCCAGUCUUAACGCGAGGCCUGCACCUGCUUUUGUUGUGACAUGAUCAAAUCUUUCACCUCAUAUGGUCUCUAACCACUGAACAGUCAGUUUAAAAAUAAAAAGUGAUUCCGACAGUAAGCCCCGUAUGAGCAGCUGCCUCCCCUCUAACCCUGCUGGAGUACUGUUUGUGCAUCUAUAUAUUACCUAGUGUUGCAAAACAAUGUGAAUUGUGUGAUGGAAUAUUGUGAGCUUGGUUGUGUUGCCAUGCAACAUAAUACGCCUUAAAAUAUUACUCAAUACACCAAAUAACUUAAACAGUCAAUGCCUCUAUGCGCAGACCAGCUGCAUGUGAAGACUGUGAAGCUAACUUUGAAAAGCAUGUAACAAACCCUGGAACCUCUUAAACUGUGUGUAUUGUGUUAAAAAAAUAGGGAGUUAGGCGAUUUUUAAACAAUAAUACACAUCAUGUUUGGUGAUUUGCCUCCAAACUGAUUGAAGCCUUUGACUCUGACAGGGACAUCUGCCAUUUACAGUGCCCUGAGGAGAAACAGGCUUUGGCUUCUGUACAGUGUUUGUGUGAGCAUGUUGUGUGUAUGUGUGUGUGUACGCCCCUGUUUGUGUUUUCAUGUAUAAAUACCCACGUGUGAUUAUCUGCAAGCAUGGUCAUUCCCCUAGGGUGGAUAUAUCGUGAAUGACAAGCAACCAAAUGUCAGCUAUCCUUAUCCUCAUGUACAGCGUGCAUUAUGUAUGAGGCUGUCACCCCCCAGCUUAGACUGUAAGAACAACAUGAACAUACUCUUACACCCAGGGACGCCACCACACUAAUGAAUGCACGAAACGCACACACACAGACACACAUUGACAUGAUACAUUUUCUUGGCAAGGGUAAGGCCACUGAGUAAAUGGAUCGUGUUACCAAAUGUCUACCCUUUCACCCUUCCUCUGUAAAUAACAGCUUCCCUGAACCAGCACCAAGCAUGGCAUGUUAAGGCUUCACAAAAUGGCAUUAUUAUAGUAAUAAGCGCACUGAGCUGUGAAUGCGAUUGCGUGUUAAGAUGCAGAUGAAACGCAGUAAAUGUGACAUGUCAGUCACUUAACAUCUUACAAGUGUGUGGGAAAGAAAUUGCUCAGACAUCAAUUAGUGUAAUUUCAUUAGCAAAUGUGACAGAAUACAGCUGCUCUUGGCACUGGUUAUCAACAUUACGUCAUCUUUAACCGCUAAAACAUGCGAUUCAUCCAAUGAACAUUUGUUUUCCUUUCUGCUGCCUGCUCUCUGUCUCUUUGUUAUUCUUAUAAGAAUGGGACUGACUGAGAAAAGCUGUGUAAUUUUGUGUUUAUUUAAUUUGCUCACUGCAUAUUUGGAUAGCUGUCAUCAUCUUUCAAAGGUUACUGAAACAAUCAAGCAAAUCUUAAUUUGUGUCAAGUUUAAAAAUUACAACUCACUGCAUGAGAAAUAUCCCUCAUUUUCUCAUUGAGCUUUCUCUGUCUUGCUUGAAAGCUAAAUAUCUUUCCCUCUAAUUUGCUCCUGCUAAAGCAACAAAACACUAACAAACAUAACUUUGUAAGAAUGAAAUACAUAUUGUGCAAUCUGAGAAACUUUCAAAUUGACAUGAAUUUCUCCCCUAUGUCUGAUUCAAACACAUACAAUUGCAGGUAGGGCUGAAAUGAUUCGAGUUACAAAAAAUGAUUGAGGAAUUUUCUCUGCCUUGAGUACUCGUUUAUAAGCUCAAAUCGUCACUGUUUCGCACUGAUUAUUUUCAAGGUGACACAACACGCUUACGUCCCCACAGUAGAAGGAGGAAUAAGCACAGUUUUGGUUUUGCGGAGCGGAAAAAAUGAAUGAUGAGAGGGGCUUUUCCUCUGCUGAGCUCCAGUAGCUCAUUCGCACUUUGCCUCUGAGUCGUGGGCGGAGACAGCGCCGCUCUGCACACUCCUCUUCAUGCUACCUUGUAGCCUAACAGUGCCGGUGUAGUAGCAGAAGCAGGUAACAUAGGAGCUAUUCAGCUCUCGGACACUAAUGUCUUUAGGGGCGUAAUAAUAAUAAUAUCAUAAUUAGCUGUCUAACGAGCAUUGCAAUCCGCUAGCGCACACGCUUGUUCCGCGUUCCUUGUUUCUAAAAAAGGAAAACAAAUGAUUGUUCAUUAUUAAGUUAAAUGUUUUAUUUUCUUUUGUAUUUUUCAACAAAAAAACUUCUGUUUUAUCUGAUUACUCGAUUAAUCGAUGGAAUAUUUGGUGGAAUACUCGAUUACUAAAAUAUUCGAUAGCUGCAGCCCUAAUUGCAGGUUUUCGUGCACACUGUUGCAACCAGCAUGACUAUGCCAGAAUUUUUUUCAUCUAGAUUUUGCACCAAAAUAACAUUAAAAGAGUUUUAUCUUAACCCAAUGAUCAAAGUGCAGGUCCCACAAGCAAAUGACAUCAUCCUCACUGAAGAGGUCAGUGGCUCGACGCCCCCACACACGUCCUUCUGCUGCGUGACGUCCAUCUGUCUUUGCUUCCCACAUUUCCUGUCUCUCUGUCCAGCUUUUUAAACCCGUAGAGGCAAAAGUCUCGACAUGGAAGUGGAUUGCUGCUCUUUGCCAAGUGGAUGCCGAUGUCAGCCUGUUGGUCCAAAUGCCAAAUCCUCAAGAAAGUUGUAACACCAAUAGGGCUGUCAAAAACGACGUUCGAAUAUUCACUUUAAAAAUAACACACAGGUUCGAACCAUAGACUCUAUAUACUAUGGACAACUUGGUUCCGCAUACCGCCUGUGUACGGAUUUGAAGCCAAAAAGCUCUCGAUAUUUCCGUGUUUUUUCUUCAUUUCUUGAAACCAGCACUGCGCAGUAGUGAUGCGCGCAUUCGGGCGCGCAGUUGCCGAGACUUGCUGUGAUGACGCUCGGCUUACAAUAACUAUAUGUCAACAUCACAAGCAGAGGGGAGAAAAAUUUAUUUUCUGUGUAAUAAAUUUCUAAAGUUUGUCCACAGCCCCAUAAGCUUUGCUGGCGGAGGCGGGAUUUAUGACCUAUACUGCAGCCCAUCAACAGAGGGUGCUGUUCUCGGAGGGGCUUCACCCAGCGAAGAGGCAGACUCUGUCCAUUCUAUAUACAGUCUAUGGUUCAAACAUAUUGGAAUAUCUAGUUUACACAGCUUGUGUAUAGCUUACUCCAGGACAGCAUUUUUUCUGUCCACAAUGUCUGCCCAAAAUCAGAAGAACUCCCAAACAGAGCUUCGAAAGUUUGUUGGAGUGCCACAGACGGCUUUUGCUAAGUCUCACUGCAGGUGAAGCUCCUGCGGCCUGCCCCUGUUGUUAAAGUGCGCUCUCUCGCAAAGCAGCUGCUUAUUUUUUUUGUUUUCCACACAGUUUUUUCCCACUGUUUAAUAUUCAAAUAUUAAUUUUUACAUUUCAAUCUGUUCUUUUUUCUGUCUUUUUUUUUUUUUUUACAUUCGCAUAUAUAUUUGAAUUUAGAAUUUUUGUUGACAGCCCUAAAUACCAAUUACUAUUACAUGCGUUGGCAACAAGUCACAAUUAGGCAUUGAAUUACAUUUUUACUGAUAUUUAUUUCCCUCUGAGGAUUACCUUUCGGUACUUGUAUCUUCUUUGGUAUCUUCAAGUGUUAUUAGUUCAAUUUUACCCAAUGCUUUCCUUCAUGGCUAGAUACAAUUUAAGUGUACAUGCAUACGUGGGUCUACUGUGUUGACAAUGACACUGUCAGAAAUGUACAACUUAUUUUUGGGUAGCCUUUUAAUCUUUAGUUGAUGCAGUGGUUGUUCUAAUAAUACAGUGAAAGACAAAACUGAAAAGUUCAAGAAAGGAUCUAAUAAUUCAAAGCACAUGAUGAAGGAAGCACCCAAGGCUGCAGAUAAAGUGUCAGGGAAAAAAAUACUUUGGAUCGAGUGUCCCAACCUCGCUGGGUGACCAAGACAGACUGAGACAGCGCAGAUAAAAUGCUGAUAGUUAUGAAACAGAAUUACAUAAGCAAAGGUUUGAAAUGCAAAGUCUAAAAGCGUAAUUGUUUAAAGUAGGCCAAGAGUGUUUUUGUAGUGAGCAGGAUAAAUGGGAACAUUUCUCGGUGUUUGUUUCCAUUGGAAAAAUAUGGAUCUAAAAGUGGAUGAAGGAGAGGGAGAGGAAGGUGCUUUGAGAGGGUAACAUUCAUUCUGUUUUUAGAACAACUUGGAAUUUUAGGUUUGUGGUGAUGUAAUAACACUUUGGACUUUUUUUUUUUUGGCAGAGUCAUAAAAAAAGGUUUAUUUACUGAUCUGCAAUGAUGUUCCAUUGAUGUCCAGAGGCUUCGAAUGUUUCAUGAAUGGAGUAAACUCUGAGUCAAUCUCAGCGAUUUACUCUUUGACAUGCAAUAAAAGCUCAUGCAGGCCCCUCACACUUAGGCCAAAUUAAGCUUCGUGCCAGUCAUUGUUGUUGUAGGUAUUCAUUUAUGUGUUCAGGGUCUGCAGUUCAUUUAAAACCUGCAGAAUACAAACACAAAAAUAUGACUCAACAACCAAAAGUUAAAUAUGCACCCUCUCUUCAGCCUCUAGGCUUAGCUGAUAUUUUAAACAACUUUCAAUUGUCCUUUCUGUUUUUUCAAACUCUUAUCAUUGAAAGUGUGAGGAAGUAUUUUGGUUGACAGUAUUGCUUUCAUAAUGGAAGAGAGAAAAAUCUCCUCCCUCCCUCUCUCUCUCCUCUGAGGGUGAAUUGCUUUGAAACCCUCCCUGGACAGGAAACAACAACUUAAUUCAACACAACACCCUGACAGCACGCACAUGAAAGCUUCUGAGAGUUGUUUUUGUCCAACACUGGUGUUACUGGGGAAUCUAAUCUGUUAGCUGGCACCCAGUGCUGGCUGGCAUGUGGGCCGCGUGAGACGACUGAAGGCUGAAUGGAAAGAUUGUGUUCUAAUUUGAUGAUUCUUCAGAGACUGGACCAACAUGACAUUGUCAGCUGCAUGGAUGUGUGGGAGGGAAUAUGUAACGCUUCUUUUGGCUUAAUUGUUCCCAAAAUGACAUAAUCCAAACCAAACCAGGACAGUUAUACCACUAACACCCUUGCCAAACCUUCUUUGUAAAACUAUUUGAUAGACCUAUUUUUUAUCCAACACUUACUUGUAGUGCUGUAGAAUUGCACAUUAACUCAUUCAGUGCCAGGUUCAUUUAUGCAAUUUUCACCCAGUGACCGCAAUAGAAAUUUAUGUAUAUUUCAGGGCCAACAGAAUAUCUUGUGUUUGGACUAGAAUUAAGUGCAAUGUCUCAGAAGAAAGUGGUGCUUCUCUUCUUUUACAAGAUAAAAAAGUUGGUCUCUAACCCACUCCUGUGAUUAGUUAUUGCCUGCUCAAUGCAGCGUGGUCAUAUCAUCUUUGCCAAUCUGCAAAAACACAUUUUAAUGAAGGAGAGACUUUUAAGCAGAACUCUGAUCGUCUAUUUCAUUUCACCGCAAUGUAAACCACACCGACUGCUUGCGUCCUCCUCGUUGGGACCGUCGCUGAAUUUCGUCUCAGACUCGCUCACCGGUACCAGCACCAGCGGUACAAGAACACGCUGGAAAAUUGUUUCUUUAACUGUUUGCUGACGAUGUAAAGGUCCGGUACCGGGAUCUCCCCUGGAUCCAGAGACGGUAGCACCUCGCAUCAGGAGCAGAUGUGCGUUUACUCUUGGCUAAUGACUUUGGCAUUUUCCUACUCCACAACUAGGCUAAUUGGCACACUUGAUGGCACACUUGUCACUAGCGAGUACUUGUUUUUGUUAUUGUAAUAUGGUUAUGAUGUAUUAGUCGGCUUUUCUGCGUUCAGAACAACCUCAAACUUUGUCGCGUGUUGGGUAGGAGCGCCCUCUGGCGGAAAACAAAAGAACUUAAAAACCCGUUGAAAUCUGUCAAAGGCACUGAAUGAGUUAAUAGCAAUUUUUGUCUCAUUUAUUUUCUUCAAGGUCAAGAAUUAUACAACAAAACUGAAUCCCAAUUGAGAUGUAUCGGUUUAUCUAGUAGAAAUGCCAUGUUUGAAUGGACCAUGACAUCCUGUUUGAUGUCUGCAUCCAACAAUCAAUUUGAAAACCGUCUCUCCCUGAAUCUAUUCCUUCCACCUUUUACAAUUACUUCAAUUCCUUCAGUUGCAUUGAUCCAGGCGCCAUCUGGCCCUCAACCACUACCUGCACUGAAAGAGCCAAUCUCCUUUGAUGUGAAACACUCAGGUUGAUAUCUUGUAUGUCACCUGACUUGCGGGGUAAUUGAACUCUUGUUCGGAAAAAAGCUUUUUCUCUCUCUUGACCAGCUGUCAGGCACAUAUCGCUGCGGUGUGCAAGGAUAAAAAAGACCAGAUAUGCCAAAUUUUCUUCGAAAUGUAUGACCCUAAGUCUGGUUGGGAGUAACUCCAAUCAGUGGGCAAGCUUUGUAAGCCAGUGAGCAUGGGCAUUGUGCCAGCACCUUGUAGAACCUUUGCUGGAGGCUCUCAGCGCUCACAUGUGUUUUUUUUGUCUGCUUGCAAUCCAUCACUGCAGCACAUCCGACAGGCAUUGGAAGCAAAUGAGGUGUAGCCCCUUGUGGAAAUGAAGAAAAACAAUCAGCAGCAUGUUGUAAUGCUUUGUCUUUUAUCUCUGUCACUGUAGCUAUCUGAUUAAGCAUCAGAUCUAGAUCCUUUAGAGCGAGCUCUCCGGGGGAAACACAGGAAGAACAUAGCAAACAAUUGUUUCACUUGGCAACACUAAUAGGGAGUGGCUAUCCUGUUUCAUCUUCCUCCACAUAGAGCUACCACCAGCUAAACAGCAACCUGUGUCACUGUGGAAAUUCAGCACAUGCAACAAACCCAGCAUUUAUCUUGGAAGACCAAGGAUGAAUGUUUAAAGUUUAUGGAUAAGGUUUCAUCAAUUCAAGCUGCCAAAGACUAUCGGGUUAAGGUGAAGGAAAUUCUGCAGCCGCUGCAGAUAAAGUAAGGCUAAGAGAAGCUAAUAGAGCAAAGUCUGCAAUGUAGUUCACUCAAGCUGCACUGAUUUCACAAUUUGUCACUCUCACUAUCACUCGAUAAACAUAUCCUCUAAAAGCAGCAGUUUAUUUAAGCAGUGAAAUGUUCUGUCUCUUCCUCUGCUUUGUCAUUGCCACCACCACCCUGCACCAGCGCUGAGAUAACACUUCCAUCCACACCUCCUUUCCCAGCAUCCACCUUCAGGCCCGGACUCCGAGAUAAUAUGUCAUCCCACCUCAGAUUUCUGCAUGCAAAAUAAAUCUGCCAGAGGUGUAGACAUGAAGCCAAUAUCCUCGAUUUGUGACUCCUCCUUGGAAACCAAUAUGUUUUUUGUUCUUCUCCUCUAAAUCUUAACUUGGUACACUCUGUUAUGGGUCACACUGACACUUUUAUUUGGAAGGAGACAAAUUCAAACACUGUCGCAACACAACAGAAAUAAAGAAACUGCACCCAGUAUUGUGAUCACAUGUAAUUUGGUGGGAAAUACACAUGACACACCAGUCAUGUGCACUUUUAUUAGGAUUGAUAAGCUCAAUUUCAGUCAUCCCAUUUUCCAGAGAUUGUUCUUUCUUUAUGGAAGCAGGGAAUUGUUUGUCCUUCCUUUGUGACAACAAUAUCUCAAACAUUUGCAUGGAUUGUGAUUCGGCACCAAUUUUGACUACAUGGUCCCCUGGGAAUGACUCCCUGGCUUUGUGAACUACGGUGGCUCAGAGGUGCAAAACACAACGGCAAAAGAGAAAACACAACACAAAAAGAGAAAACACGAUGGCAAAUCAGAAAACCCAACAGCAAAUCAGAUAACACUAAAACGAAACAGACAACACAAUGACAAAAGAGAAAACACAACACAAAAAGAGACAACAUGAUGGCAAAUCAGAAAACACAACAGCAAAUCAGAUAACACUAAAACAAAACAGACAACACAAUGACAAAAGAGAAAACACGAUGGCAAAUCAGAAAACACAACAGCAAAUCAGAUAACACUUAAACAAAACAGACAACACAAUGACAAAAGAGAAAACACAACACAAAAAGAGAAAGCACAAUGGUUAAUGUUGGUGUGUUUUCUCUUUUUGUGUUGUGUUUUCUGAUUUGCCCUUGUGUUUUGCUCCUCAGGGCCACCGUAGUGAACCCUUGAUUUCUCUUCUACCAAUACCACAAGGUUGACAUUUAAGGUCAGACUGCGGUGAAAUGUGCCACACUUGUUUUAAUUUUGAUUCUGAUACACUCUGACCUAUCAUACAUCACACCAUCAUUAUACCUAAUUUGAUCUAGCUGAUGAUUCUGGCCAAAUGCCUACAAAACUAAUGAAAGUGAUCUUUCUCUGAGUUAAUUUUAAAUUACCUUCCGAGCUCAUACUUAUAAAAUACUGACAUGGCCAGCAGUUGCAAAAUGAACUUCUGUUUGUCGAAAAAUGAAUCUUAAAAACGAGGCUUGUAAUGCAGACCUUAACACUUCAGGUGUGUCACAGUUCAGCACUUGCUUUUCUUAAUUGUGUUGAUCAGCAUGGUUGUCUCCUUUAGAGGUUCCAGGGUCACAUGCUUACUCAUUAUAUGACUGCACAUAGUUACAGACACAGACUUUUCCACAGGCCUGAAAUGAGCUGUUAUGAAAAGUCACUGGGGCAAGCUGUGAGUAAUUUAUAGUCCAGUACUAAUGCAGUCCAUCGCCAAAUGCUCACUGCAACAGCUGUGACAUUCAUUAAAACAGUGGGCCAACACAGACGUAAUUCAAUUUCUUUUGCCUUUCAAAUGCAUGAAAAUGAGCUUGUUUUUGAUCCGGAAGAUUGAGCACGGGAGCUCAUUAGUUCACUCAUAACAAAGGCGACAUGAUCUGCAUUGAAUGAAAUACGAGACAUGCCUUCAGUUCAGGUGCUCUUCAUUCAGCUCUUUCAUGGACAUGAAAGGUUAUCAAAGAUAUUAAGGCUGCUCUUUGAAUAACACAUACAUUGAAAACAAGAACAAUAAUUAUGAGUCAACUCAACAGUGGUAAUUAAAAUGAUGUUUUCCUGCCUCUAUGGCAACAGCGAGAGCUAAAAGCAAUACCAGCGAAAUGCCUGCUGCUGAAUACUGUAUAUCUUUAUGGAGCCAACCGGGUUGAAAGAGAUUCAAACAUGUUUGGAGAUUAACUUAAAACAUCCAAAACACUUGGCAUUCUUCUUGGAAAAUGACCUGCUUUAUUCCUGUGGGUAAAGCCAGUUACAUACAGCUAAUUUAAUGCGUUUUCCAAAAUUUCAAACUCCAUCCAAAAAAAGCAAAACAAAACAAAACCGGACAUCUGUGUUUUUACAUACACCUUAAGUUGAAGAGGUUAACUUACUAAGGGCAGACAGAUCCAUCAAGGGAAUUUGAUUUUAUUCUGCUGCUCUGUCAUUCAGCCAGGACUGAAUGGUUUGUGGUCUUCUUAAUCUUUUUUAUUAACUGGCAUAAAGUUUUGGUUCCCAAGGAGUGUCUCCCUGCCAUGAGCCAAGAUGAGGCUCACAUUUUUGGAUCAGGAAAAUAGAUUGUCUGCUGCUAAAACCAGAACAAAUAUCCAUGGCCACACAGAGAUACAGAUCAUACAAAGGUCCGUAUUGAGUACUAGCUGACAUUUGCCCUCGCUAAUUAUCUACAGUUACAAGUUUUUGACUGGCCUUAUUUCUCCUUUGUUUAAAGGCCCUUUGGUGUAUAAUCACCUGGAUUAGGACUGGGCGAUAUGGCCUCAAAUCAAUAUCACAAUAUAUUAAGCAGUUCACCUCGACAACGAUAAAUGGAUGAUAACUACUUCACAAGCUGCUCACCCCCUCCCACAUUAACUCCGGCCACUACAACUUUUGAACCGUCCUCCAUCUCCUCACCUGUCUUUCCCUCUUUGUUAUGGACUGGAUAGAGUGGAGUCACGUCUCUGAGGUAGGACGGCAUCGUAAAGGGACAUGAGAUCAUAGCCUACCUACAUACAUCCAAAACUAACUUUUAUUAAUUUACUUUUUUGACACUGACACAUGGGCAAAAUUAUGUUGGUUAUUGACAUAAAUUUCGGUAUCGGUAAAUUUUCGGUUUAUCGCCCAGCCCUAACCUGGAUAUCAAAAAAGGUUGUUUUAUUUCUGUCAGCUCACAGCCAUGUUUCUACCAUGGCACAAACCAAACUAGUUACAUAAUCAUUUUCUAAAAUUUGAUAAGUGAUCCUGCACCCAUUGGACGACAAAGAGAGUGGGUGUCAGAAGGCCUGUACGUGGCUUAAAACAGACCUAUCCAGUCUGCUUGUUUGAAAGAAAUAGAGUCUGUCAUUGUGAAGUUGUUUUAUCAGGUCUGUGCUAAGGCUGCACGAUAUUGGAAAAAAAUAAUAUUGCGAUUUUUACAACCCUGCGAUAUAUAUUGCGAUAUUAAAAAUACAGUAUUUUCACCAGAUGACCUGAAUAGCACUUAAUGUUAUGCUGCACUGCUGAAAUCUUGAGGACAGUUAAUCUGCUCUGAUCUUACCUCUUUUUGUGAAUGUUAGUAGAACGGCUUCUGUCCGUCUCAGAGAUAUUUUUAGCUUUUAUUGUGCUGGGACGUUAUUGUGGCAACAGGUGAACACAGAAGACGUGUUUUGGUCGACAUCAUCCUUCUUUUAACCGAAAUAAUUCCAGAUAACUGACUUUCCUUUUCUUUUUGGCAACAAAUCUUCAUUUUCGGUGGUUUUCGCUUGUUCGUUGUUCAUUUUGCGAUCGUUGUUGUUGUUGUUAGCGGUUUAUCGCCCAGCCCUAACCUGGAUAUCAAAAAAGGUUGUUUUAUUUCUGUCAGCUCACAGCCAUGUUUCUACCAUUUUAAAACCCAUACAGUUCUUAUUUGUUGGGCUUAACAGUCAUGAGUAAAGUUCCGAAAGUAAUUCUCAGCGGACACACGUCUCCCUCCAUGUGCAGAACAUGUGCAGGGGUGGGUUUUCUCCUCCCUGAUUUUGAUUGACAGCUGGCAGGGUAGUCUGCUUGUUUGAAAGAAAUAGAGUCUGUCAUUGUGAAGUUGUUUUAUCAGGUCUGUGCUAAGGCUGCACGAUAUUGGAAAAAAAUAAUAUUGCGAUUUUUACAACCCUGCGAUAUAUAUUGCGAUAUUAAAAAUACAGUAUUUUCACCAGAUGACCUGAAUAGCACUUAAUGUUAUGCUGCACUGCUGAAAUCUUGAGGACAGUUAAUCUGCUCUCACGCCACACAUCGUAUUUCUCACGCAUUUAAAUGAACAUGGUGAUGUCCACCAAGUUGCACCUCUUUAUGGAACAGGUACGAAUCAACUGAGUUCCUCCGAGAGUUCAGAAGCUGCGUGCCACGCGCAAGCCAAUCAAAUAAAGUAUAUCUACUGAACAGCCAAUCAAAAAGCAGCAUUGCUGUAUCCGGGUAGAUUUUGAUAUCUUGCGGUUUGACUACAGGAGAGGACAGACACUCGCCGUAAUAGAGCAGGUUUUUAUAAGGACGAGAUAGACCCGAUGAUUACAGUAAGUCAGUAACCUACACAUGCAGAGACCUCAACACCUCAUGGCAUAUAAACUCAUAUGAUAAACUAAAGCCCUAUGCUAUUGCUAUUAACAGCUGUAUUGACGGAUUUAGCCUCCGUACAGCCAUUUCCAGCCAUUUUCCCCUCCACAAAAGCUGCAUUUCUCAUAUAUCUCAAAUAGAAGUUCUGAUACUCAUGACAGUGUAAUGCUCAUGUACCAAAGGAUUAAGUAUCUCCAUGUUUGUGAAACCUAUACUAAAGUAAAAUUCAUCUAAAUGCUCCACAGUGCAGAUUUUAACAACUUUACGACUUAAUACGUAUACAUUAAUGAUUUUAUUCUCCCAAAUAAUAACUUUAUUCUGUAAGAUAUAAAAACGUUUUUUUCUAAUUGUGCCCCUUGUGCUCCGUUGUAUUUAAGAGAUAAUUAUACUAAUAGUUAUCUUCACCCCCCCCCCAGGAAAUCUCACUCUAAGCUUAGUUCAAAACUUGAGAGCCCUGACGAUAGUCAAACGAUAUAUCGUUCAGGCCUAGUCUGUGCACUCUUUCUUUCCUCUUACUUUCAUAAUUUAGAAGAUAUCCAAUGUCAGGUUCAAGUGUGUUCACAUUUGCAAACCCGAUGCUUGAGUUUAGAUAUCUACUUUUAUAAUAAGGCUGUAUAACAUGGAGCCCUGCACCCCUGGGGUUUAUGACUCACUUAAUGGUCCCUGUAAAACUCUACUGACCUCAAAACUAAUAAAAUGCAGUAAAGCAUGAAGAGAAAACACAAGUCUUACCUAUCUGAUACAAACUAUUUUUAUUUUUACUUUUGGGGGGGAGUAAUGAAAGUUAUAAGUGUCCUCAACCUUGUUUUAUGAAUACUAAAUCUAUCUACUAAAACUGAUUAUUUUUACGGUGCAAAACACAGAAUAAGUCGUAUAACUUUAACCAGAUCUCUGUGCUGUAUGGAGCAACUUGCUGCUUAUAAAUAUUACAAAAGACAAAUGAGACAGUUCAAAUCUUAACUAAAGAAACAACAGCGGCACUGCUGGCCAAACAGUCUGGGGCACACUGCAUAAAUUGAGGUUAUGCCCCAAGUAAAAAGCCCAAGUUCAAUCCCAGCCCGCUCUAACCACAGUCUCAUUCAUCCAGAUAAAGGCACAAAAUGAUUCUGAGAAAGUACUGAGUGUCUGUUUUCAUAAUUACAUCCUCUUUGAGCUUUAUAUGCAAGUGGGAAAGUUUAUUAAGGUCAGACAAGCCUUGUACAAGAGUAUGUUUCUAGUCGAAAUAGCCUAAAGUGAUCAGCUGUUUUUUUUCUAGUCAGUUCAGAGAUAAAAGAGACACAGAAGAUCUACUGUAAGUGUUGUUUUCACUCCUUUUGUGACUUACUUGAGUGGAUCAGAUCGAGUUAUGAGCUUUUUUUUUAUUUUAAUAAUUUUCAAUUAUCCAACUAGACACCCACCUGAGGUGCAAUAGAAAUGUUUGUGUUGUUCCUAAGAUUUACAGUGUGUUGACAUAUCCUUUUUGUUUUGUUUUCUUUCUCUGUAUUUCUUGAGAACUCUAAAUCUGAAAUCCCAUCCAUGGUUAUGAAAGGCAUUCAGUUUUAGUGACAAACUGAAAAGAGCUUUUUUGUUUUGUUUUGUUUUGCAUUUGACAGACAGAAAACAUGUGAAAACAUGUGAAGACAGAAAACAUGCUGCUAUCUAUCUUUCUCUGUGUUUCUAUUCUCUAUCGUGCCAGAAAAUCUUAAAGAAAGGAGACAUGAAGAAAGACAGUGUUUUGAACUCUAACUCGUCAUUCUUUCUGCAUUAGUUCAAUAAAUUUGACUCUUAAACAGAAGAACUAUUGUGAGGUGAGCCCUGGUUCUUAGAGAAAGACUAAUCUCCUGUUUCCAUGUUAUUCAAAAGCCACUCCUAAAAUCAAUACCUGUUACUGUGCCGGGCAGCGAACACACACAAAAAAAAAAAAGAAAAAGAAAAAGAGGAGAAAGAGAAACGGUCCAAAGUAUUUGCUUUUCUUCCUGGUUAAUGAAAGUCCAUUGGUUGGUACAAGUAAGGACAGAAGCACUCCUUCAUAUGUCUUUUUUUUCCUUGUUUUCGGUCUAUUUUUCCUUCAAACAGGAAACCAGCCAAAAGAUGCAUUAUCAUCAGCGAGGGGACUGAGGUAAAAGUAAUUUGUCUUUGACAAAAUCAACAACAACAAAAGAGAUCUUUAAAUAAAAAAAAAAGAAAGUUUCCAUUUAAUUUCCCCUGCCUCAAACUUAGUGGGACUGUCUCAAUAGGAAAGGCUGUUUAAAAUACAACAUUCACUGGUAUUAAAUUCACUUAAAUGGUUACAAAAAAGGCAAUAGCGACAACCAAUAGCUUGAAGAGAGAGAGAAAAAAAGUUUGUUUCUCAGCCACUAGUGGCAAAAAAAAAGGUGUUGGAAACAACCUUGGUCGUCAAGUGUGAUUGAAUGGGUAAGAGGGACAUGAACAGGGAGUGAGUAAUGGUUCUUGUGAAAGUGUCUUCUUAGACCUGCCGCCUCUGUCAAAGAAACUCAAGCAUCUGAGUAACUGGCGGUUCAAUUUGAAGAGAAGGUUAACUCACGAAUCCAAUGAAAAGUUUUGUUUGAACACAUGUGAUGCACUUUUUUAGCGACUUUUUCAGUACAUAUCAUAGACUAUAUAGAGUGGACAGCGUCUGCCUCCUUCCUGGGUGAAACCACUUUAGAAAUGUAUUACACAGAACAUAAAUCUUUCUCCCCCUGCUUGUGAUGUUGACAUGUAGUUACGGUAAGACUGGUUUGUGCUCAAGUGCUUUUUUUACUGUGCAGCUCAGUUUUUAAAAGUUAUUAGGGGGUUUGUGUUUUCUAUGAUUGACACCUGAUACAGCCUAUUACCACAAGUCUCGGCGACUGUCCCGCCGAAUGUGCACAGCCAUUCGGGCAGAAUGAAUCUCUGGCAGACAGCCAUCCACUGUUAAGUUUGGUCCUAUUUAAGGCUUCUACUCAACACAUUCACACCUGUUGCAUGAUUUUUAUUCUAUUUUUUCCAGAUUGUUUUUACCUUUAGUUACAGAAAAACUUAAGAGAGACAGAAAAUGUGGGAAGAAAACAUGUCGAACUAUGUUAAGUCACUGGACUCAGUAGUGGACUCAGUGUGACAUAAGCCAUUGUGUGGUGAUUACUCUACCAGCUGGGCUGUCGGAGCCCCUGGACACACGUUUGAACAUCAUCACCCCGGUCCACUUAGUCCUGAAUUUUUCCACAUAUUUCCUACAGUGUUUUGAAACUGACUGGUGUAAGAAUGCACCUUGGUUUCUUGUGGAAAUUUGGCUUGAGAGCUGACAGGUAUCAUUUUGAAUUGACUCGGGAUGAAAAUGUAAUUUUUUGCUUAUACACAUGCACCUAGAUUUUUUGAUUUACUUUGAUUCUAUUUUGAUUUUUUGUUGUGAAUGUGUGAGUAUAGCAAAAAGAUACAGUCUAGACCUGCUGUCUUUGUUCAAAGCCAUAAGAUAACUUUUGUUCUGAUCAAAACUGAUUGACUGAACAAUUGUAUUAGUCCUCUGAAGUGAAGGUCAAAUGAUAAUAUUUCUUUAUAUUUUUUAUUUUUUGGUCAUUAUUUUUUGUUAUGUACCCCUUAGUUAACAAAGUCUACUCUUACCCUCUUUCAUUGAAAGCAAUCAUGUGAAUUGCAUUGUAGUGGUGUGCCCUCAGCAUGAAUGUUCAGAUCGUUUUACUUUUGCCGCUUGUCCUACAUAAAACACUCUAAAAUGUGUAAUAAGAGAUUGGGGGUUAGGCUGCACAAAUCCAGGUAUUUUACCAAAGCUUCGCUGUUUACAAACAAGAAUCUAUCUUGAGGAAUCGUCAACUGAAAAUCUAUUCAACAGUGAUCUAGUAAUAAAUAAUUUAAUUGAGGUCGAGAGAAUCCAACAUAAUCCAUCAUGUGAGCAGGCAUUAGGUGACAGACGGACAAAAUCAUGUGCAGAGCCCUGAAAACCAAACCACCGUUGAUGUUGACAAUCCCACCUUGAGCCUCACUGUUAUCCCUGAUUUUGUGAGGGUUUUUUUCUCUCCUCGUCAUGCACUCAGGUUUUUACGCUCUGAAUAAAACAUCACCUGAGACCCGUCCUUCGCUGUGCUCCAAAUGCCACCACUUGUUUUUCUGCAAUACAACAGCUAAAUCCCAAAACACACACACACAUGCAGCACUAAAGCGCACAUACGUAUAUAGACUCAAAUAAAUCACCAACACCAAGAAGUGUUCAUAUAAAAGUCGAGAAUAGCUUUAGCCUUGAACAUUUCAAUAGAGCCUCUGUUCACUUGAAGUUCUUUCAAGUGCGCUAUAAUUUCAUAUUUAUCCAGCUUAGACAUCCUCCUCUGUUCAAAAGGUGAUUCAAAUGUGUUUUGUUAUUUAUGCAACAUUAUUCAUUCAUUUAUUCAACCUUUUGUUGGAAAUCAACCUUUAAAUCACCGGUGGAAGAAUCUAUUUGCAGUGACAUUGAGUCAAUGACAAAGGAGAACAAAUGAAAACAACAACACAGAUAUAGGAAACACAGCACCAUAAUCAGCUCAUUCAGAAAAACACGACAGCAGCUGUGGUUUGGACUUUUAUCAGUAGUUUCAAACAGGGGUGAUUAUGACAUGUAUGCAGUCACUGAAAUGUUAAGUAAAGCAAGACAAAAAUGCUUCGUUUAAACGGUACAUCAUCACCACUCACCAACCUCUUCCUCGCCCACUCACACACCACUGACUAUGUGACUGAGGGCGAUUCGAAGUUCAGUGUCUUGCCCAAGGAUACUCUGAGACUGUGGGCGCUUGGAUCAAACGACCAACCCUCUGAGUCAGAAAUUACCCACUCUGCCUCUGAGCUUCAGCCAGUUCUUCUAUCAUACUCAUAAUGUUUUCUUAUUUGGCCUUUCUUAUACAUAUUUCCAUGUGUUUUCUUCUCAAUAAAGCAUGUUGACAGGAUAGAAAUUUGAUUAAAGAAAAUUGACCUUUUUGGCUCUAUUUGUCAUUUUAAGUACUGAUGCAAAUUUAUGAAGUAGAUAUCUAACAAUAAAAUAAAACAGCUUUCGGCUCUGGGCAGAUAAAGGAACUUGGCUGCAGAUUUCGUCUCCAUUGAGAGUUGUACAUCAUAGCCAACAGAAAAACACACAUAAGUACUUACGCAUGCACAAAGCCUAACUGAUACAGAGACAAGAAUCUGUUAAACAAAGCUUGGAGCAGAGAAGCAGGAGAGAAUAGAAAAAAAAAACGGAAUAAUAUUUCUGAAAAACAGAGAAAUCAUACAGAGACAGAGCGAUGUAAAUGAAAUAUAAAGCAUACAGUGUGUCCAGUAAUGUGAGUAAUUCCUGAUUGGUUUUAAAAGACGGGUAUGGUGCAGUGAUGAAGCCAGGGGCAUCAUUUGAGUGACGUUGCAAACAGCAACCUGUGCUAAUACCAGGAGAGAACCAGGGGUCUCAACCUUAUGAUGUAAGACUAAUAAUAUAUUCUCUAAAGCCUCCAGCAAACAUCACUUAAACCAUUAUUUAUCCGUGUCAUUUAACGAGAUUAACCAUAUCCACUAAAAUAUUUGCCUGAAGCGUUUCUCAAUGUUCUUGGUUUCACAGCUUCAAAAUGACACAGGGCUCUUUUACUGACUGAGUUAUAUAUGAAGCCAGAGGCAGUUUACCGGGAAAAAAAGAGCCAAUAGCCCUUUUCACACAUGCAAUUAACCCCUGGAAAUUUUCUGACAUAAUGUCUGAAAGCAGCAGGUCAGAGUGGCAAGGGUUUCUCAGCUUCAUACUCUUUACUGCUCGCCUCAUUAAAUAAUUUUGAACUGCUCUGUUUAUACUGCUGAAACUAUGACAAGAGUAUGUCAAGCACGUUCCACUCAGAUUUAAUGAAACUUUCAGAGAAUAUCAGGACCUGAUUGUCCUGAAAUUAUUUAGAAAAUGCAAAAAAGUAAAGGGUUAAAAACUGUGAAGAGCUGAAGUACGCAAGUUGCUGCCAACCAAAUAACAAACAACUGAACAACAAAGAUAAGGCUGUGAAUGUUGUAAAUUUACUUAAUGCAUUUUUUUUGUUCCAUGAUCACUUGUAAAGACUAUUAACAGUCGCACUGCUGAAAAUUGUAUCUGUUUCCAAGCUUUUGAUAUCAAUUCUGAUUGUCAUGUUUAUUGAUGACCAGCAUUAAACACGAAUUAAAGCUGAGGAUAGCAGGUUUGCAGUUAGGGUGUCAGUACUUUGGUCACAAAUUACAGUAUUUGAAAACUCUGCCAUGAAGUUCAGCUUUGCACGUCGUUCAUUACAGUUAUGCUGGCUUCCCUAAUGCACAAAAUGGAUGUCAAUAGCACCUUUUUUUACAAUCAGUCAAGUAGAUGUUGAUACACCAUACUCUGAACUAGGGCCUGACCGAUAUGUAUUUUUUGGGGCUGAUGCCAAUACCGAUUAUUAGGGAGGAAAAAAAUCUGAUUAACGAUUAAUCAGCCAGUUUGUUUCAAUUUUUUAUUAAGUUGUAAAAAAAUACAUAUUGUAGAUAUCUACAAUAUAUAUCUUAAGUAUACUAUAUACUGUAGAUAUACUGUAGGCUACUGCUCUUCACGCCAAAAGAAAGACCGAUUGAUAAAACUCGGGAUCGGGGAAGCGUUUUCAGGUGCACUUCCUGCUUCCUGUUUACCUGUAGAAAGAUGGAUCCGCGUUGUGUUUUGUUGGGGACGCUUAUUGUGUUGUGGUUACAUUUAUUUGUGACUCUGAAGUCGCCAUGUUUGUUUUCGUUUGGGCGCGCUCUGCGUACUUCACUACGUGCCUUUUGCGUACUACGGAGCGUCUGCGCAGACCAAACAAGCAUCUCUGUAAACCCAAUUCACUCCACUCAGCCUUAUAUAUGAAGCAUGGAGCAGAUUAUUAAUCGGCAUAGACGACCUACAAUCCGACCCGAAAUACAAAUAGAUCCGGAUGAAUCAGACUGGCUAAGGUGUUUAUAUGAGACAUUUUGAAUCUGAUUGAAAUUGGCCGAUUUAAUCAGCUCGCCAAUAAAUAGGUUCGGCCCUACUCUGAACUACAAGUCUACCCUGUUUUCUUUUUAAAGAAUGAAACGAAAACAUUAGCACAGUCAAUACGAUUCAUCCUCUGUGCACCAUGAAUGUCGGAUUUCAUGCAAAGAGAAUUCAUGCAGAUGUUGUUAAGAGUACUAAACUGAAAGGCUAGCCGAAAAAACAACUCAAGCCAGGCCUUUGUGCACUCCAGUGUGCAUUUGAAACAUCAAAGCAUACCCAUAAUUUUUAAGCAAUGAGCUGUUUGAGUUAUAAUCAAGCUUGAUGGGAGAAUUUAAUUAAUUCCUAUUAGCUUGUAUGACAGUGGUUGAUAGGCUGUGAAAUAAUGCAAACAAGGGUUGUGCAACACAAUCUUGGAGUGGAUGUAAAGGGAACGUGCAGUGCCUACAGUGGGUGUAAUUACAAACGGAAAGGCUGCAGGGGAUAGAAAAAAAGAACAAUGUUAUACAGUAUGCCAUGGGUAAAAUAAAUUACAUAAAGUUUCGGUCUUUUAUUGUAGUAAAUAGUGUGUUCUGUUUCUACUUUAAAAGGCAGUUUAUCAACUUGAACAUCUGAAAAAAGAUCACGAGAAAUUAGUGGAAGAAGUGAUAGAAAUAAAUCCUUUGAGAUAAAAACUGAAAACUAAAUGUCUCUUUGUCGAGAUUCCUACGCAAUGUUGGUGAGGGAUUGGGGUUAAUUCAAUUUCAGGCAGAAACUAAAAUUAGUGAUUGGCUACGAGACAAACCAUUAGCUUUAUAGCUUUGGUGCCCCUUGAGCAAUUUGUUCUUUCUGUAUUUGAUAAGCCAAAUCUCUCUCACUUUGUAUCGCCGGCAGCUCAAGGUUAUGACUCAGUCAAACUUCACCCAAAUGGUAUACAAGAAAAAUGUCUGCUUUUUUGUAAUGACGUUCAGCACUUAGAGAAAUUGAAAAAGUGAGGAUGCUAAGUGAGAGUUACGCCAAGAGACCAAACACUUGUGUGUUAAAACAUCAGCAGAAUGAGUGAUUUUUGUUUUAUGAGGUUUUUUAAGGCCGGACAAGUCUUGAGGACCAUGAUGCAACAUUUCAGUGUCAUGUUCAACCUCUAAAUAUCACUUCAGAUUUAUCAUUUGUCUCAUAAAGCCUCAACAGUCUGGCUCUGAACUGUGUGUGUGUAUGUGUGUGUGUGUGUUUACAAGCUCCAAUAUUAACAUGGCCACUUCCCAGAAUUAAAAAUCCUAAUUUAAAUAAUGAUCUUGCAGAGAUUCAUUCUCAAAGCAGAUGCAUUAAACAAACAGAGUCACAGCUCGACAAACAACAUCCACUGCAAAGACUUAUGGUUUAUGCAAUGACAUUUUAAAACCAGCUUAUAUACUAAAAGUGUAAGAGUAUGAAAUGUGGGCAUCAAUCCAUGCAUUAUAUACAGCUAUAAGGAAAGUAUCGUAUAAAUCAUAACAGCAGUACAACUGUCUGAUGGGAAGCAGAAUCCUAACAGGACAAUUUAACAUGUGACUGAACAUUUUGAUAGAAAGGGAAGCAGUGAAUGAGACUUCUACAGGAAUAUUUAACACACCUUUGAAUGAAAAUACAACAAAUAAGAACACAUUUACCAUUAUUGCUGUUAUAAAAAACACACUUAUAAUUUAAGUAUCUUUGUAAUGUUCUUUCCAGCUCUGCUGCUGUUGCCUGGAUUGCGGAACAGGGUUAGGAAACUCCUUUCUUAUCAAAGAUGGUAAGAGCCCAGUAGCUCCUCAGGCUGCUCUCAAAUAUAAGAGCAGCCUGGUUUCUCUUGCUAGUCUCAGAAAGAAACCACUGUUUUUGUCAGUGUCAACAGCUUUCCCCUGAUUGAUUUGAAGGCUGUGAUAAGGUUGCCUGCGCUGCCCCUUUGCUGCUGAGAAUUAAUCACUACUCUUAUGGGGUUUGACUAACUGGAAUCAAAUAUUUAACACAGCUGGAAAAUGUGUUUUCAGAGUUAAUGAAAAGAGUCAUGUGUUCUCAAAUGUGAGUAUUAGCUUUCAUCUUUUAUUUUUGGCUACCGGACUGCUUAAACAACGUGGAUUACAUAACAUUACGUAACAUAAAAGGUAUUUAUCCUUGUAAAGUUAAUCCAGCAAUAGACCAUCCAUUGAGACCACUUUUGAGAAACUGUCAAGUAUUUUGAGGCUGAUUGUCAGACCAAAAAAGUAGUAUUACAUCAACAUGUGACAGCUAUAGACAAGAGACACCUUUGACUUUAUAGGAGGAACAGCCUCCAAGAAUCACGUCUCCCUACAUUAAGCCAGGAAACUUGACAGAUGUCUAAAGGAAUGACCUGUUUUAAUGUCUGUUUUGCUUGGAAUGGGACCAUUACUUCUUAAAUAUUAACAUUAAUUUUAUUCUCAAAGAUGUAAAACCUAUGAAUAAGAUGAUAAGAAAUCAGGACAUUUUCAUUUGUGGUUUCAUGUAAACAAACUAGAGAUGGGAUUUAUGGCUCUUUGAGGAGCCGUUUCUUUCAAAGAGCUGUUCAAAAGACUGGCUCAUUGUUAUAUUUAUUCACUUUUCACAAGUCAAUCAGGGGUUACUGUCCAUUAUCAUGAAAACAAUCAUGGGUCGCAGUUAUACGAUAUGAUAUGGACCAGAAUAAUUCAAACUUACCCAUCCCACUGUUAUGUAUUCUGUUGGUGGAAAUUAUUCUGAAAUAUUGAUUAUAGUUUCAUUACACUUGUGUUUCCAUUCCAUGAGGCAGUGUCAUAUCUCCAUGUUUUGACAGUAAGAUCACCAUUUGAAUUUUUCGUUCACCUAAAAGAGUCGCUCAAACAACUGACUCAUUCGCCAACAUCACGUCUCUCAAACUAACUUCUCUAAGAAACAAGCUCAGUCACUCUGUUUCCACGUUUAAAAGGCAUCCACCACUCUGAAAAGCCAUCGGUUAGUCAGUACAUUUACAUGCACUUAAAAAAAGAUGUAUCGCUUUCGUCCAACUGAAACUGGACUUUUAUAAAUCAUGUAACUACCUUAGUCUCACAGAAACUGAGUACAGGACCAAAUACCUCACAUUAACCCAGCAUCAGAGUCAGAUACAGUACAUUUUACCUUGAAGACAUACACAAGUCCAAACACAUCAGGGUCAUAUCUGUUUAUAUGCACAUACUCUAUGUCUGUGCGUGCAUUUGAAAAUAGGACAUAAUGAUGAACUGUCUUUUUGAUUCUUACUCAGUAUUAAAUCUAUAUCCCCCUGCUUCUCUCUGUAUUAUGAAGAUAAAGAGGCUCCUUGUUGCAGUUCAUUUAUCUCGACUGCCUGCAAGCUUUAAAACUGCUCUAUGGUAAAUAACUCACCCUAUACACUCCUAUUCAUGGACAGUAAAGAUCCUAAUGUGGGGAUUUUUUUGUCUCUCUGUUAUGCCAAUAUUGGCUGAAAUACUUAAAACAAGCUGUAAAUCCACUUAGACAAAGAAUGCCGCUCUCUUCUGGUCCCAUGGGAGUCAGGGCAAUCAUCUACUGCAGAUUUAUGACUUACAUGUUGGACAUUUAAUUUUCUUUCAGUCUCUGUUAUAAAAGCAAUCUAUCUCUGUUAAUGUGCAUAGCAGGCAAUCUAAUCAGGUUAGCGUAGUUAGUUACCACGUCUAAUUUACCAGCAGCAUAUGAACGGCUCAAGAAACCAGAAGGUGACUUUGAGAAUGUACAAAGAUGGUGAGACAGAAUACAUAUGUAUUCAUUUUAUGUAUGAGACACUUACUAUGUAAAUCUAUCCAAUCACACCUGCCUAAUGAGAAAGUAUGGAGGGAUUAGGAGGCUGGGAAUCUUACUCUGAACUGUAAAAACAGAAUGACAACCAGGACAAACCCUAUGUCAUGUUCACAUAUCUGAUUAGUAAUGAGAUGUGGUUUUCAUAAGUUAAAAGCCGACUAUUCAUAUUUUCUAACUGUGUAUGGAAAUGAUAGAUACAUUGAUUAUACAUGGUGAAGGCAGUAAAAGAAUGUCAACUUGGUCAUAAACAAAAAUGGGAGCAGGGUUAUGGCAUUUCUUCAUACUUUGUUUUUAUGCUUCCAAGUAGGACUGGGCGAUUAUAUGACCGUGAUAAAUUUCAGUUCGAUCACGGUGAUCAGCUGAGAGCAUAUUUACUCGAUCAAACAUAGAGGAAAUGUGCGUCACAGCGGCCAAUCAGAGUCAAGCUUCUCCUGCUCACUUCUGUAAGUUAACGGAGAAGUAAACAGAAUGACCGAACAUGGAGCUAAACGCGUUAUUUUCGCAUUUUCGUCUCGCUUUUUCGCUUCGCUCCGCAAAUUCGCUGGUGUGUAAGGACCUUUACUCCGGGCAGAAAUCAUGAGCAGAGCCAGACCCAUGGUGAACAGCCAUCUGCCAGGGCAAGACAGGCUAAGAAAGUAACAUAAAAGGAGUCUCAGGGAGCGGUGGAUAGUUAGUAUGCAGCCAAAGCAACACUUCAUCCUGUCAGCUAUUUACCUCUUUGCUCUGCCCUCUGUCAUACUGCAGGUCUCUCUGCUUUCUUAUUAAUCCAAACCCAUGGACUGCUAUCUGGAGGCUUCACACUAUGGCACAAUGAUUGACACAGAGCAAUGUCCAAGAGCAUACAGCAAACAAUCAAAAUAAGAGCUUUUUAAAUAUUCAUGGAGGGUAUGGCAGAUGAGUUCAUAUGUUCAAUGGCUUUUCUACUCUUCAGCACGGUACAGAUUUGGUAUCUGAAACUAGAGUAAAUACAAGUACAGAUCCCUCCUAGUCCUGAACCCAUGUCUUGCCUCGGCCCACAUUUGUUCAACUCUUGAUCUUGCCAAGCUAAUCUCACCCCAACAGGCUGCUACAGCAGUGCCCUGUGUAUUCAGUCUUGUCAGUAGUGAAACCCAUUCCCAGACGGCACUUUUCUCAGCGAGAUCUCAGCAUGGCAGCUAAUGGGAAAAAAACCCUGUCUGUGCUACCUUCAGCAUACAACACAAAAAAGCAGCACAGACAACCUGUCUUUACCUUCUUCUCUCUUUUUCCUCAUUGUGUCUGUCUACCCCUCUUUUCAUUCACUGUGUUGAGCUUAGAAAACCACCAAUCCCAAAUCCCGGUCAUGGUUUUUUAGAUACACUGCAUCUUAAUUCUCCAUUCUUUCUGAUAACUAUUGCUGCUGCCCGGCUGCUCUCUGCUGGAUCUGUGGCUACACAUACGUGUGUUAGCAUGUUGUGGAAAUUUGCUUAUGUAAUUGGAUUUAAAGGAUAAGAAUAGUGAAACCCAUGCAUGCACUCAAGGUUUUGGCUCAGUGCCUCUCUUGCACAGCUGCCAUCUGGCACGGUGACAGUAUUGCAGCUGUAAAGGCCUUCAGAAGGCAUGUUUCUGCUCUACAAACACUGGGACUGGUUGUGGGCCAACCAAACAAAAUGAGACUCACUUUUUUUUAAGCACGAGUUUGUUGAACUCUCCUCUCCUUUCUCAGCCUAAACUGCAGAUUCUCUGCUUGGUUUUUAUUGGCUGUGGGAGAACUUGUGCGGUACAAAAAGCUUUCAAGUCCAUCCUGAUAAAUGAUGGCGUUUCUGGUCGAGACAGAAUUGAAAAAAACAAGCAAGACUGAUUUUGGUUGAAGCAAGACAUCUGAUUUAUCUUUACUUUAGCUUAUUCAUGAUGUUGGUGUUUUCCUGCCAUAUGUCAAUUUUUGUUCUGCACUUGGAAAUAGAUUGACUUAUCUGAGUUAAAGGUCAAAACUAAAAGGGGUUGCAUUAUUUAGAUUGAUAGGCUUGUGAACCAACUUUGUGGCUGUAGCUGUGGUGGAGAAUUACUUUGACUUUUUAUCUUAAGUACAUUAAACUGUGUCAAACUGCUGCCAGGGGGGAAGGUGUCGGACAAAAUGAUAAACUGCAUGCUGCCAAAACAGGCGUGGUUUACACUCCUGAUAGGCGAUACUCUCUGACAAAAAAAACACCCCACUUAGCAAGGAGAAAAAGGUUCUCCACUUUUUUCAAAGGGACCCAACAGGAUACAAAAAUAUUUAAGGAGAGUGGACUCAAUGUAAAUGGUUCAGUGGGUGAUGUUUUACUGCAUGCCAACAACAAGAUUAAAAAAAGAUGCUAUCACAAUGGACUGUAUCCCACUGGUACAUGAAAUGUAAAUACACAGCAUGUUGGAGUUUGAUUUCUGCCAGCAUUUAUCUUUGAGUCCCUCCCUCUCUGCAAAGAAUCCUGCAGACUUCUGCAGGCAGGUCCAUGGGAGAUAGUCAUGGUCUGAGUAUUUACUAGAUAUUUGACAGGGAAAUGGCAGGGUUACAGCAGGGCAAGGAGGAGAUAGAUGGACUCGCAUGAAAACAAACUCAGUAUUCACCUUGAAAUGUAAACAAAAAGGCAGAAACUGCUGAUGACUGUAAUAUUACUCUUUUUCGUCUAGCAUAUUUUUGCUUAUGUUUCAAAAAGUCUACUGCAGUAACCUUUAAUAAUCAAUGAGUUUAAUUAGUAGAAGAUCUCAGAGAAAUGAAUCCUGUUAAUUAUGCAGAAUCGAUGUCAAGAGGACUUGUGAAAAAUAAAUAGCCUGGAGGUUUCUUCACAGAUAUGUUUAAUGCCUUGAUUGAAGAUUUUAACGUUUUAUUUCACAAACACGAGGAUUCAAUAAAGGUGCAAAGCUACGAGCUAUGAGCACACUUUGAAUCACAGCAGACAACAGCAGCACGCUUCCAGGUUUCCACUUUGAGAAAUCAUUAAUCUAUUAGAAGAGUAUUGCAAGAAGAACACUAAACUAAGUACAGUCAAUGUUCGUGUCUGUGCGGGCUUGUGUGUAGCUGCCAAUUAGCUUUCACAAAAGUGAAGAGUAAGCUAAAGUGAACAGCAGGUCAAACAAAGGGUCCAUGUGGAGCAUGCAUUUCAUCCAUUUGUGUCCUGGUCUUUAAACUUUAAAAGCACAGAAAAAAACGAGUCUAAAUACGAGCCACACGAGCCUUUGAUGUAGAUGUUUGUUACGCAGCUGUGUCAAGCAAAUAAUUCUGAUUGGUCAAAACUCUAUAGCAACAGUCUGUUAUUUCACCACAGCACACUUUUCCUACUGACACAGAUCUUACCAUAAUUUCUAGUGGAAAUAUUGCAAAUAUAUCAACCUGCUGGUUUAUUUGGCGUUGGUCUGUAUACAGCUGAAAAAAAGGAAAGAGAUGAAAACAGUGGAGACAGGGAGGGCAGCGGGGUGAAUCACAAAAGCUGAAUGAAGUAAACACAGGAUGAAACAGUAUGGGAGUCUGCAGUGUUUAAUACACUGAUGUAAAAAACAUAUUUAUAUAUUUAAAAUGCAUUAAAAAGAAAAUGAUGGUGCAAAGUCCUUUUUAGGACUGUGAUGAUAUCAGAUCUUCAUCCAAAAAAAUAUCAGGGUCAUCAAAUAUUUGUGAUUAUGCUCUUACUUAAAUGAUUAUGGAAAAUUUGAAAAUAAUAAAAUGCACAAUUGUUAUUUAAUUUCUAAUAAUAUUCAUAAUUAAAAUGUACCAUAAGCCCUGUGUCUAAAACCUUUUUGAAGAAGACAUUCUUCAAUUCUAUGAUUCUUUGUGUUGCUUUCAUUUGGAUUUGUUUUCUAUCUUGCGUUUAGGUUACUUUUUUUCCUCUGUCGUCCAACUGUGCUUUUAUUUUGACAUUUCCUAUUUCCAGUAGAUUUUAAGUCACAGAUACCAGCAUAUUGCAUCAGUUCUCGCCCUUGUCUUACUUCACUUUAUCAUACAGCUAAAUGGUGAAGAAGCCUUCACAAUUAAAUAUUAUUGUAGCCCAAACUUGAUAAGUUUUAUUUAAUAAAGACAUAGCCUUUUUUGAAAUAAUAUAAUGUCCAAAUAAAUAGGUGGUGUAAAUCUAUUUUCCAGGUUUGCAUCAGGCUCCUAUCUACUCUAACAGCCCAUUCUUAUCUCAUUUAUUAUAAGUUAGCUCUUACUUAGUGCCCCAACAGAGGAAAUAAAGUCAACAGUCAAAUGAUAAACAUUACUUGAAUCUCAGGAUCAUCUUUAACAGCUGCCUCUAUUUAGCUGAAUAAUGUCAUCGUAUUUAUCCCCGCAGCUCCUCUCAUUCUCCAAAGUCUCUCAUUUAAAUGCUCGUUGCUUAGCUUGAUCAGAUAAACCAUAAUCACAGCACAGUGAAGAUUAUAACCUCAAAGCUGAACAGUAAAGAUUACAGAAAGGAUUUUAGGAUCAGCAACAACAUGACAACAUAUGCACCUUAAUGAGGGAUGAAGAUUUAAAGAGUAAGAAGAUAAUGACCGAACAGCUUUUGACCACUUAUCGACAAUGUUUAAGAUUUUUUUGUUAUAUUAUCUAGUUUGCUUUAAUAUUCAUUGAUUUUAUUGUCUUAUACUCUAACCAUGUUUUUUACAUUUUAACAAUUUUUAUCCUGUUGACUGAGUUCUCUCCUCAUCAGUGACAGAUUAAUAUGUCUUAUCAGUUUUCUCUGAGUGUGGAACUUCAGCAUGAAACAAGAUUCAGGUUUAUGUUGGGUUUUUUUUAUUAUGCAGGGUGUUAGAAUGACUGGCAGGAACAUUUCCUGAUGUUGAAUGGAGGGAGGGUAAAAGAGUGUAUGGAAAGGACAUAUGUGAUAAAUGGUGGAGAGGGAGAAGGUUUUAUCGUCACUGAGCGCCACAACUCUUCAUCACAGGUGACAGAUUCUGUAAGUCCUGAAUGAUAAAACUUGAAAAGUGGUUUUACAGAAACUUCUCAAAACAUGAAUCAAAAAUGUUCUGAUUUUUAGAGUAAUGAAAUCUGAGUGUCUUGGGCUUGAAGCAAGCAGCCUUGAGUUGAAGUGACGGAGGAGUGACAGAGUCGUUCUUUAUGUAAAUAAUGAAGCAGAAGCACCAGGAGAUCAUGUCAAUGUUUGAGUGUUUUUCUGCUGUUUGCAAGCCGUAGUCGGAGGCGAAGAGGUGAACAGAUGGAAGCAUAAAUGAUGGAGAGGGAGGGCAUGUGGGGAGUGGGAAAAAAAACGACUAUAACACAUGUAAUUUGCAUAAACAUGAGUAAAUGUUUGUGAUGGCAUGGGAAGAUGAUGACUAAAGAGACAGAGGGCUGUAAGGUGGCAGAGAAAUGGAGGAAAAUGGAGGUAAAAUCACUGUUAUUUACAGUAUGUGCCUUCAAAUUUCAGCUUUGUGGUAUGACAUAUGAAAAAUACUGGAUAAAAUUUCCUGUGACGCUUUAUAUAGAGCAAGUGUAGAUUGUUAUUUUUGGAAUUACAGAGAUCCAAAACUAACUCAUUAAUAAGAAACAAAACCGAGGACGUCUCAACAAGGCUGAGCUCCGCUUUCAUCCAUCAACUGGGCCUGAGAAAAUCAGAUAACAAGAGUUCAAGUUCUGGGAAACUAGUUGUUUUUUUUGCACGGUAAUUCAAGAUGUAAAAUGAAAUGUACCAUCAGUGACAACAUUUUUCUGCAUUUCACGGCCCUGAAGUCACAUGCACAGCUAGUUCAGUGUGUUAUGUAAUUGUGAUCAUCUCUUUCUCCGUGUGCACCAAAUGAGAGUGAACUGCAGUGACACCCUGCUCAAGCCUGUACCUUAAAUAAUUUAAGGCCCAUUAGGUCUUGUCAUUUUCGACCAUUAGUCAAGGUGUGAUUUUGCUCUAUUGGUAUUCCUGACAAUACCAGGCCUCUUUUGUGUUGAAUUAUAACAGACACGAUUGUGAUUUUUUCACAGGAGCUAGUGAAUGUCAGGUCUCCUUCCAGAUUUCAUGUUAGCUUGAAAGGAUUUCGGAGAAAUAUGCUGACGGGUUUCCACUUAAAAAAAAACGUGUUCAUGCAUGUUUGAUUCCAAACUGGAGGAAAAACUGAAUUGAACAUGAUAUGGUAUGAAUAAAAGAUUAGCUGGUUGUACAGUGGAGAUCCUUUUUUCGACUGAAUAUGUUUGGCUGUGUAAAGAAAGCAAUUGACAGAUGGUUUGAAUUUUGAUUGCAAUUAAGUUACCAAAGGAACAAACAGCAUUUUAGAUAAUCAGCCACUGUGAAUUAAUUAAAGUGUGAAACAGCAACCAGAAGCUAUAACCUUAAAAUGCUGUUUGUUGAUAAAAAGAAUCAAUUCAGACAUGUGCAAACUGAUAAACUGUUAUGUAGUCACUUUCUGUUUUAGCCCAUUCAAACUUUUAUAGUUGAGUUUUAAGAAAUCAAAACACAUCUUAAAUAGUUGGUUGUUUUUAGUCACAUUGUUGACCCAUUUGACGGUUGUAAUGUCCGUUUAUUUGGUCCAAAGUUUCAAGGGUAACCACUAGGGCUGUAAUAUCCUAGUCAACUGGUCGACUUAUUGGUCGAUACAUGGUGAGUCAACCAAAGUUCUGAUUGUCAAUUUUUUUCCGCAUCAAUUUACAGUCUUUUGUUAAUUUCAUCAGGGGAAUGUACCAAGUGCUAAUGGGGGUGUUUUGAGAGCACCCCAUUUCACAGGUAACAGUCUGUCUCAGAACACCUCCCUUGUUUUCACCAUUUUGGAUUUGCCCAAUCCACUGGACAAUGACUGGAGACAGGAAGAUUGAAGAGCGUCCACAUUAGUCAACGUGGUCCAGUGGUUUGCUGAAUAUUCAUAUUUCAGCCUUUUGUGUUUAAUUGCUCUCUUGUGCUGAUAUAUUCCCUCUAUUAGUCGAUUCUUAUUAGUUGAAAAAUUUCAGGGUUUUAGUCAACCAAGGAUUUCUUUAGUUGAUUACAGCCCUAGUAACCACUGUUGUUGAUCAUGAUCAUGACCAAGAGGUCAGCCGCAACAUGUGUUCAACUAUUUGAUGCAGCUGGUCUUAUUCUAGCUUUGUAACUGUCAUGAUAAAGAGUGAAAAUUGUCUUUUUAAACGCCUCAUAACAUCUGAAAAAAGUGCAUUAAAAAGAUUCAGUGAUAUAUCCUCUCACACAAACACAGAUGCUUAAUGGCCUCGAAACAUCUGUCUUUGUCAGGUUUCACCAUCUGUGUUUGAACGCUAACAGUUGGCCUUGUGAAAGAUAGGCAGACCGGUUGAGAUGUAAACCUGCCAAGACGAUCUCGUCUGUUUUCAAAGCCCGUGAAAAAUAAAAGAGAGAAAGCAAAGUUUGUGGAGAAACAAGAUUGAAAAAGAGGAGGGGAGGGGUUAGAUGAAUGAAUACCUUUGGGGAAUAAAUGAGGAUAAAGAAUGAGGACAUGACACAGUGGAUGGGACAAAGAAGGAUGGGGUAGAUCUAAAAGCUUCUCCAAUCUUCCCUUUUUUCCCUUCAUUUACUGAGAAGAAAUUCAGAGGACGUGACAGGAUGAACGGGGUUGAGGAAUGAAGGGGUAAGAAACACAAUGGAGGCCAUUUGGAAGAGUUUAUUUUCCACUUCAUCAUCAAAAAUGGACACAAGUUAGUGAUGAAGUGGCCUUUUUUUAGAAGUGAGUUAGACCCAGCAUGAAAUUUGACUCGCAGCCAGUCUCGCGGUAUGAGCAACUGCUGAUGCUAGCUGGCAAGGUUUCAAGCUCGAAACUAGAACUGGCUGUGUUACCAUGAGCUACGAGGUCUACCCGGGUCAUAUUUCUGAGUUUUUGACUCUCCUGCUGUUUUUCAUUUCUUCCGGAGAUGUGGAGAUGAGCUCAGUUACCCUUGAAGACCGGAACAACUUUCUGGAGGACCAAGUUUUGAGAAGUUUGAAUGACCGCCUUUUACUGUACAAAAAAAAAAUCGCCCAAAGGGAUCUAAUUUAUCUGGUGUUUUCCUCUGCACUAAUAUCUAGAAGAAACAUGAUAAUCACUCAUGUCCUGUUUACAUAAUCAUGCUUAUUUAUUAUAAAUGGCUCCCACUGUUUCACUCCUUGAGUCUGCCCAGCAUCCCCUGCUGCCUAUUUCUGUCUUCUCCUUUGCUCAUUUGCCUCUCUAGCACCGUGAAUAACGAUAAUUUGCAGAAUUUCUGUUAUCUCCCCUCUCACCACGACAGCAUGCUAAUAAAGCAAAGGGACAGUCAAGCUCUGUUGCAUCUUAAAUAAGCAGCGGACCGGGUGAUUUACAGUGCAAUGUGUGUCUUAUUCAUGCACAGUUUAGGUCACAGAUUUUGCCUCAUUAUUCAUGAGUCUAAGUGGUCUUGUAAUGCCUCACUAAGUGCCCAGCUCUGAGUAACUAGCUCUCACAUCCAUAAUGUGUGCGCUUGUGUCAGCAGGCCAUAUCUGAAAGCCGUCAGUGGGCUAAAUGUUGUUUUCUUUCGACAUUUCUAUCACUUAUUGAUCCCCUUUCUUUUUUUUAAUGACCUUUAAAAGAAGAAGGGUGCUGUAAGUGCAAAAAUGAGGCAAACUCAUGCAAAUAGACAAAUGAAUGCAGCACUGGAAAUCUUGCAAAAUGCUCAAACGCAGGUGAAAUGUUGCAAGCUGCCUGUUUGGGCUUCCAUCUUUAGUCAGCUAUAAGUGUAUUUUGUAGGGUUGGGAGAAAAAAUAGUUGCAACAUAGUAUUGCCAUAUUUUGUCUGGUGAUAUAGCCUAUCAUCUCAUAUAUCAAUUUUUCAAAUUAAUUGCUAAUAUGAAGUCAAAUAUAAGAUAAUGGAAAAAUAAAAUCAACUGUUUGUCCAGUGAGGUUGGCAGAGGUGACAUCAUAGAGCAGGAGAAAGUUAGCGCCACAAAUAUGUAUAAGGUUUGCAAGAUGUACUACAUGGAAUUAAAUACAAGAUAAAUAAGACAAACAUAAAGGAAAGACAAAUGCUAAAUUAGCUAAACAGUUAAACAUUUUUUAUAAUUGCAAUUUAUUGUAUCGUUAUACUCACUGUUUUGCAAAAUGUUUAAAAUUACAAUAAUAUCCUAUCAUGGGGCCACUAGUGAUUCCCACCCCUAAUAUUUUGUGUAAUAAUUUACAUGCAAAGUGCAUGCUUGGCUGUCUUUGAGGUUCCCCCCACAAAGUAGGAUAUUGUAUCUGUAAUCUUAUAACCAUCAAAAAAUCAAAACUUUACUGGUUUUCACUGGAAGACGAGUAUUCAGCCCAUGUAUUAGGUGCUGGAUUCAUGUGUAUCAUCCAAUCAUCCGAUUGAGUUUUUCUGCACUGUCAACCUAUUUUCCUUUCAAUUUUUGUGAAUGUUUCUUUUGCCUUUUGGACAUUUUUUGUCUUUUUUCAUCUUCUCCCCAGAGAAAGCCUAACCCUUGGAAAGACAUCAAAAAGCAUUUUAUCCAGUUGUGUAAUAAAAUAAAUACUCUGAGUCUCCAGAAUGCCACUUUUUCUUUUUAUCAUCUUCUUUUCAAGUCCGUCAUCAUCAUAAAAACUUUUGCAUAGAACUUGAUAGAGUUCAAUCUGGUAUGAUAUUCAUGGGCUAACGAAGCUAUCUUUAAAUGUGCUCAACAAAUUAAACCAACAAAGACUCAUCACAAUGUAAAGCGAUGAGCAAACAUCCACGGAGGAGAAGUUUAAUCUGAGUUUGAAGUGCUGCGGCCUCCCCCAUCAUCUUGACUUACAAUACAAUCUAUCACUUAAUGCUCCUUUUGAGUGUGCUCAGCCAUUUAUUAUUCAUCUGAUAACAUUCUGCCUAACUAGGAGAAUAAGCACGAUGAAAGAAAUACGAAGCAUGCAAUGAUCCAUUAUGGGUUUUGAUUGAAGAGGAUUUACUUUUUAUCAGGAUGAGUGAUGCCUUGUGGAAAUGAAUCAUAACAUCAGCGUUAUGUUUAAUGGUGCAAUGUCUUGGUUUAAUGUAGCGAAGAAAGUAAAAAGUGAUAAGUAUGAUUCUUUUGAAUUUAAUGCCAACAUAAAGUCUGAGAGAUGCAAAUUUAAUCAGCUCUGAUUUGUUGCUGUUGUGAGUUAAGUUGGAUAAAAUAUAUUAAAAUGUCACCCUGGGAUUUUUUUAUGGCCUCAAUAAAACUGAAUAUCCACUUGAAAAGAUAGUACCUGUGCUCACACCUCCUGGCAGUACUGCAGGGACACACAUCCUAGCCAACAUCCUGCAUUACAUUACAUUACAUUACACUGCAUUACAACCCUCCUUGGACAGCAUCCAAACUUCCCUCCUCCUGUUAAGAAUCAUGAUCUACAUGGGAAGGAAUUACAGUUCAUUACAGGUCAGGCUGAAGUAAACUUCACACCAAACGUGUACCGUAAAGGGCGUUACUGUUAGAGAGUCGAGUAUUGUAAACAUUUAAAAUUCUCCAAAACAUAUUCGAUAAGCAGAUUAGUUGCACUGAAAUUGGCUUUUGAAGGAGACAGGGUUGUAUGUGAUGUAUCGUGCGUGCUUUGCAUAUACUGCUAACCAGACCUUUGUGAUGUGUGACACAAAGCUGGCAUGCACAGAUAUAUGCACGACUGUAUUUGUUUUAAUUAAUAAUGAAAUUAGCAGCUUAAGAGACAAAUGAUGCAGUACAAUUUAACGUGAUUAUUUAAAUGACACCAUCAGUGUUUUCUAGUUUGUUUUGAUACAUGUAAUUUGAUUGUUUCUGCUGUUCCCUGUCUCUCUCUCCCUCCCCCUCCCUCUCCUUACUCAUUCUUUCUCUCCUUCCCCUCUUCUAUCUCUCUCUCUCUCUCUCUCUCCCUCUCUCUCUCUCUCUCACUCUCUCUCUCUCCUCAUUCCUCCCCAACCCAGCAGCAACAUGGUGGCUGUCUGGCAUGAGUCUGGUCCUGCCCAAGGUUUCUGCCUGUUAAAAGGAAGUUUUGUUCUUGCCACUGUCACUCAUGUUAGAUGAGAUGGGCCAAAACCCAUCUUAGGUUGGUUCUUGAUCAUCAAACAAUGAGCGUGGUCGAGACCUGCUCUUGUUCUUUGAAAAGCAUAUUGAGAUGACGACUGUUGUGAAUUGGUGCUAUAUAAAUAAAAUUUGAUUGAUUGAUUGAUCAAUGUGGUUAUUGUUGAAAUUCAAUGUGGAGGAAAAAUAAAAUGGUGUAUAAUUACAUGUUUCUCUGUCAGCCAAGGUUUCAAAGAAAGCAACCCUGUCGACAAAAAUAGUACAAAUAAAUUAUUGCAUAUUUCAUGGCCUGAUUUUUAGAACACUUUAGGUAAUUUCCUCUUUUUUGUCGAUUGAAACAUCUUUUCAAAAAAACAAACUAUGGGAAAUAAGAUUGUUUUGACCUUAAUUGUGAUGGGAAUGGGGAUGUAUUUGUAAUCUUUCAAGGAAGCACUGUAUUGGAAACUCAGUAUAUUACAUGCUCAAAAGCAGCAGCUAAGCGUCUCCAGUACAUUCAGGAAAAUAUACUGCACGCUUUCUGCUGUAUUCAAUUCAAUCUCCUUUUGUUUGGGAUGCUUUCAGUUACUGAAUUUUGAUAUAGUGUCUUUGUCCCAUCCGUCUCAGGGGUAAUCUCUAUCAUUCAGCUUUCAGUAUGGGGCUUCUGACAGUUUCACAUACAGGCUUUCUCCUGUCCUUCACUUGUCCUAUCAGCCCCCCAUUCUGACAACAGUCCCUGUCUUUUCCUCCUGGUCCUCUGCUCAUCUUGACAAUUUGCUUCCUCUUCUCUAUUUCAUCAUCUGUAUGUGUCUGGACUGUAAGUUCCAUUUGUCUGACAUAGAGGUUUAAGUUUUCACAGACACCCUCUCCUAUCAUUAGUUCUUAGUCCACCUUCAGCCACAGGCUAACAGACACUUUUUGACUUUGGCACUUUCCUUCUCUCAGAGACUGAUGGGUGCAUAGAAGAGUCCCCCCCUUUACCCUGGCUCUCUGCUCCCCCCCACUUUCUUAUUUCAGUCACUGUCUCUCGACUUCAUCCCCUCUGAAUGUUAAUCCAGUCUUUCCCCUUGUACGCCUGACACCUCUUCCAGGAGAAGAGAGGGCACAUGGCAGCAAUGUGAACGAUUGGACAGGCUUGCCGAUACAGCUUUCUUCAAGUGUAGUAUGAACGUUUUCCUGCAUAAUCACAUCUGUCACCGACAUUGUUUGUUGUUUGAUGAAUUACUGGCAUCUUAAAAAGUCACUUUCCAGGAACUAAAAGGGGAACUCCUCUGGUUUUGCGCAUUAUUGUGUGUUUAAAACAUGAGUGAAAUCUGAUUAACCGCCUACAAAGAUGUCUUUUGAGUCAGCUGGGGCGAGUUGAAGACUACAAGUUUAAAGCUCAUAUGAGGAGCUUUUAUUUUGGGUUAUAAAGGACAGGAGGUUCUGUCAUGUUUUGCACCAAAAACUACCUAAGGAGGCGCUUGCGUCACAGGUUAAGUUCAAUAAUUGGAUUGGCUGAGUUUAGUGUGGAAGACUCACAAGGCUAAUUCAGCUCAAAUUGGGAACAGUCCUGCUGUAAAAACAACUCCCAUGAACGUAAAGCCAAGUAGUUAGCUGAACCCAGAUCGGGUUUCAAGCUAUUAACUGUGACACGAAGGGGAAACACGUGAAAAAACAUUAUGUUUCAGGUCAAAGGGAGUCUCGAUAAUGUUCAUCAGUAAUCUCCAUAUGGAGAAGAAAAUACACUUGAAAAAACGUACUGUAAAUUUCUCCAGACAUUAUUCCUUCAUUUUUGUCUGAAGACCUGACAUUGGCUGCAAAAUUCAGAAAUGACUGUCUUUCAGCCGGAGGGCAAAGUCAAACAUCAUUUGCACUGAUUUAAUAUUUUACAGCAGAAUGGAUGAGUGGAGCUCGACAGUAUUUAUAUUCAAGUCACAGAGUCGAUGUUUUUACUGUAAGUGCGCCGUUGAUUCUUGAAAUAUGUUUGAUUGGGUUACGCCAGCAUUAGUCCAUGAUUACUGAGCUUUUAGCUAAUCAAAGCGCUUUAUUGCAUGACUCAUAAGUGACUUAAUGCGGUACUUCAGUACAACACGUACUUGUACACAACAAAAACUAAUUUCUUUUUUAUAUUUACACACAUGUAAACACACAUACACACAUCAAGCAGCAGGAAUAAUUGAAACUGCGACAUUAAACAAACAACCCUAUGAGUGCUUUAGGAAUUUAAGAUGACCAGAUUUACAUAUCGCCACGCAUAGUUGGGUAGAUGCGAUAAGUGGAGACAGAAUAGGUAAAUAGAAGUUUUUAAUCCCUGAGUGUGCUCACAUAUUGAAUUCCUCCUCACAUAAAUCAGUGUUUGAGUUCAGCCACUCCAUUUACAAAAAGUCCAGACAAGCCUCCACUCUACUUAUUACAUUAUUCUUGAAAUCAAGAUUCUCUUCAGGACGCUGACGCAGAGAGCUGCUUUGAAAUAGAUACUCCAAUUCAGCAAAACGCACUCAGUAAUUAUGUAAAUGUAGGGCCAUUUGUGGAUCAAAGUGAAGUUAUUCUGUUUUCAUACAGUUAAACAUGAUUUGAGCUGAAGUCGUUUUCAAUAUCAGUUCUCAAAUGGAUGCACGAAUGAAACCCACUACCAUAAACCCGAGCUCAAACUACCCAAGUGCCUGGACACAAACAGUAUAUUUAUAGACCGACACGCACUGGCACUCACACACCAACCGUCACAGCACUGCUGCUUACAAGCUGUGCAACAUGCACCAAGGCCAUUUAUAUGUUAUUAGAAAGUUCACACAGAAUAUUAUGAAAAUAAUUUCCUCACCUCUGGUUCUCUUUGAAGAUAAUCUCUUGAGUUUAUGCUAAUAGGGAUUUAUCCACGAGACGCUCCACUCUUAACCCCCGGCGAUUUGACUCGUCUCCCCCCUUUUGUUGGUUCCCUUUAAUCUGUAAGUAGAAGUAAAGUCAUUGAGUAAAUAGAAAGGCUAUGAAUACAUUUUCAUGUUAUCUGCAUCCAUAAAUUCCUCUCAAAAAGGUGGCAUCAGCAACUCGCCAUGGCGACAAUGAAAAGUGUAUCAGCAGCAGGUCAUGCAGAUGGAUGACAUGCAUGACUGAUGAUAACAUGGGAGCAGAAUGAGGCUGUGUGGAGGUCAAAUAUUCAGGAAGAAAGGGGAACCUUGUCAAGAACUUGCUGGUUAUAACUGAUAAAUUAUUUUUUUUUUACAUAUUGGAGGUGUAAAUGUGUGGAUAAAGGAUGAUAUAUAGUCUCUCUCACACAGGAGGGAAAACAGCUGAUGGCUCUUCAUUCAUUGACUUGGCGGAUAAUGAGAGCCCCUCCCUCCUCAUAGAUUCGUUUGUGAGAAAAUGACAGACAAAUGGGGGCUGGAUGGGGAAAUUAAAAAAAGCAAUAACCUCUAGAGUUGGAUAAAAAAUGAAGCCAAUGCAGCAGUGCAAAAUACUGCAGUGCCUUGAGAGCCCAAUAAAAGCUGGUUGCAAAAAACAAGGAAUCCCUAUUCCCUUUUUUCAGACGAUGUUCAUUUUGUAUACGGUCUAUAAAAAGAGGAGAAAAGCAAAACCUUUAAGGUGACACAAGUGAAUGCAGGCAGUACGACAAAAGGCAUCAGAUAAACAGAAUUAAAAAACUGUGGAGAAACAGUAAAAACUAUUACAGAAACUGUCUUUAAGUUAGGUGGUGAUACAAACUUCUUUUACUUUUAAUAAUAACAGAUAUGACUGAUGUCCAAGCAGAGACCAUACAUAAUCAUUUUUUACAGUCAAUUCAUGAAGAACUGGAAUAACCUCUUUGAAGGCUGUUUAUUUGUUCAAGAAAACAUUAAAAAACUGCCCGUUUAAGUCAAAAGAGAGGCAUCGCUACAGACUUUAGCCUGAAUCUAGCUUGCUAAUACUUUGAUAUCAUGUGAAGAAAAGCCGUUUGUAAUGUGUUGAUACACAACUCCUUUAAUGUUGUUUUUUCCUGGGGUAUCAGGUUAUGGUGGUGCAUUUAUUGCAGUUAUGAAAAGAGCAAAAAAUGUUACUUCAGAAACAGUUCUCUGACUCCAUUUCCCUGUCUUUUUGCUCUUUUUGUCUUAGAUGGGAAAUGCCUCCGAAACAUUUCUGCUCUUGUCAAGGAUAUCAAAAGAUAAUGACAUUAUCAUGGGAACUCUCUACACCAUUUUUGGUAAGUGAUGUAGUAUUUUACUACAGGAAAGACUUUUGUUUACGUGGCGUACAUUCAGAAACAACCUCUGUUGUAACCUUUUCCUGUUGCAGGUGUGCUGUCUGUGCUGGGGAACGGGAUCCUGCUGUUUGUGGCCUAUAGAAAGAAGUCCUCCCUGAAGCCUGCAGAGUUCUUUGUGGUCAACCUGGCCAUCAGUGACCUGAGCAUGACCAUGAGCCUGUUCCCACUGGCUAUCCCCUCCACCUAUGCCCACAUGUAAGUGACCAUUUGUGAUCCAGUUUGCGCCAUUCAGACUCACCAUUACCCCCAAUUUACACGGCAUCCAGACGGCUACGAAAAGGCUGUAUCUGCUUAUCACAGCUGAUCGUAAACAUUCAAGUUAAUGUGUCGGUUUCCACAGGCUCCUUUCCGUUCCGCUGCAGAUUGCCAGACUCCGCAGCUGAUCGCCAGAGUUCUAUUUUUUUCCGGACGCUGGACCAUGCAAGAUAAUUUCAGCACAAAUUAACCAGUGCUGGAAAGGAAGUCGGGCACAGACACAAAAUAAAACACUUCAUGUUUCAGGCGGAUCAUAUUUCACACCAUGCAAAUGGGCAGUACAGGGACAGACAAGUGAAAGGUUUACAGACAGCAUUUCACCCCGAUCACACCAUGGAUGAGGGGAUGCUGAUUUUAUACCUCUAGAGGUAGAUUUCCUCCACUGGAAGGACACAAUCUACUGCUUACAUGGUUAGCCUUUGUGCGCGAUUGCAUGUGAAUCCGCGGGUUCUUGUGUUUUCGAGAUUACCACUGUCCGUAAUCCACCACGAAAUUCGCCUUACAAACGGAUCCAGUAGGAAUUGGCAGACGACGAAAAUUGCUGCCGUUCCGGAGCGGUGACAAUAGGGGGUUAGAGAAUUGUACUUUGUCGGUGGAAAAUAACUUGAACAAAAACAAAAUGGUAAAAGGAUCUUGGUCUGUGUACUUGGCGGCCAACAGAUUUUCGUUUUUAAAUGAAAAAACUAAAACCCAUCUCCCAACUACCAGAAGGGAAAUGGGAGAUGGAAAUCGGAAAUCGGAAAAUGUUUUCAUAAAAAUCCAGAAGAAGACCUGGAAGUUGUGACUUGGAGUGAAUAUUUCUCUUUUUCAUUUGAAAACGUUGGCCGCCAAGUACACAGACUGAUCUUUUACCCACCGCCAGGGAAAUUACUCAAACAGUAAAGGUCUGUGGAACUGCCUUACUAAAUGUUUUAUUUAUCCAUUGUCCUUUUAUCAUGUUGGUCGCAUUGGGAUAAAAACCUCUUUUUCAAGAGAGACCUGGCCAAGAUAGUCAUCAGCAAAAUACACAAAGUAGCAGACAAGAGGCACACAGGGAACAAACGUGUAAUUUACAGGCACCACAUUUUGCAAUAAAAGAGCAACUAUCUGGGGAAUCAGUUGUGUAACCAGAUAAAGCCUUUCAUCUUCAUGACACCAGCUCCUUGAGUUUCAAGUCCUUCUGCAAUAAAUUCCAGGCUGAGGGUACAACCUACCCAGAAGCCCCUUUUUCCCAAUUCCUGUUCAAGCAGAGAGCAUAUAGAAUUCCUGGAAGCACAAUAAAUACUGUCAAGCAUAGCUCUGUGUGAUAAAUCUUUAAGAUGUUGUGGUGGGGAACCUUACAAACAAAGUUGUACAGAUGUAUUAGUCUACAGGGUGCUGGAGAUGGUAUCCAACCUGGGAGUACAACUCAUACUUUAGAGUCAGAGCUUUACAAUUGGUAAUGAUCCUCAAAGAUGGUAAACCUCUGCUCUAAAUUAUUCAUCUUAUACUUUAAUUAUAAAUGUUAAGUAUGUACUGAGGCUUGUUUAGUUUGCAGAUGGUACGAACAUAUGUCGUUGUGGGGAUAAUUUCCAUAAACUACUAGAGGAAGUCACCUCAAAAAUGAGCAAAUUAUCUCCUCUUUUACGACAAUAAUUCAAUAUUUUACAUUCUGCCAAAAGGCAUUACUGAGUAAUAAAUGAAACAAAUUAAAGAGAACAGCAUUCACUCGUCUCAGUAGAUUGAAAAUGGAAAUGGAAGAGCCCCCAGAUCUGUUUUAAUAUAAAGUUUAAAGUCUAAAAUUUUAAGAAAGUUCAUAAAAAUACAGAGUACAUUAAGUAAUUUUCUUUUUUUUUUUCUUUUUUUGGAAAGUAAGAGAAUAUUUUAUAAUUGAGCAAAAUCCCUCUAGAGGAGCACCAUCUUUGAAAAAUAAUAAAAAGUUCUCUGCAGAAACUCUUUUCAAAACGGUCCAUUAGAUGUUGUAACAAAACUCUUAAAUCUAUAAUCCUCCCUGCUGCUCUGCUCCUCUGAGCAUGUGCAGUCUACUGCUGUCAGAUGAUGUCUUGAUAGGGUCAAAAUGCUCAUUGUUGGUAUGAUUGAUUUAACAGGAAGGUCAGUCAAUGUAUUAUUACCUGUUUCAUCUACAGGGUGUGAGCUGUAUAACCCACCAGAGGGACUCUGGAUGGAAAGUCUGGCGUAGGACCAGAAUAUCAAUCAGGACAAAUGAUCUCAUUUCUCUCUCUGUCUCUCCAUUAGGUGGCUAUUUAACAAGACCACCUGUACUGUCUACGCCUUCUGUGGCGUUUUGUUCGGCCUGUGCAGUCUGACCAACCUCACAGUGCUCUCCUCUGUCUGCUGGCUCAAGGUCUGCUGUCCCAACUAUGGUAAGAAAAUUUGUUUUAAUGCUUUUUAAGUGAGAGGAGAGAGUAAGAGAGUAAGAUUUACCUGUAUUGACCAGUUAAGCUUUACCCCAGAGCCAAAACCUCUAAACUAAAUAAAAUAUUUAUGUAUAUCGAGGCCAGAAAACCAAGGAUUUUCUUCACGUUGAGGUUAUUACACUGCAUAAAAUAUUAACCUGUAUGCUCAUGUUAUAAGCUCUUUAAAAAACAGGACAUGUAGCCUACAAGAGUUAAUAAUUGGGAGGCCUAUUAAUAAACUCCCUUCCCUUUUUGAUGUAUUCCCCUGCAGGGCUUUUCAUCUGAAAAACAAACAAUCUAUCAAAUUAUUGGCAUUGCAUGAUUCCCAGGCAGCACAUAUUAGCUACAUCUGUAGUGUCAGUGUUUGCCACUGGAUUUCAAAUAUAUUUUACUUCUGUUCAAAAUUAGAUUAAGUUUACAUCAAAGUUACUGCCUGUUUAAGGUCCACCAGUCCACCUUCUCCUGCUGCAACAGAAAGGGUCCUCGAGAUCAAAGUCCAGUAAAAAAAAUUAAUCCAAACACAUUGGGAUCCUAAAAGAUCCAUGGAUAUAUAUUUUUAUAUUCACAAAGGCUAUAUGCCGUGGUCCGUCUCAGAGUAGGGUCUAGAGAGACUAAAGAGAGAGACUUUCUUUAAUUGUCAUUGCACAGAAUAAUAUGGCAGUGAUUCCUCUCUGCAACAAAAUGUUGUUGCUCGGCUUCCAUAUCACAGCAUGAUGGUGUUUGAUUUAAUGUAAGAAAAAUAAAAACAAUAAAAACUAAGGGUAAAAUAGCAGCAUGGUGAGUAUUAUUGCACUUUCUGGAGGUAGCAUGGUAGUGGAAUAAAAACAAAUAAAUAAAAGUGUAUAUAAAAAGAUAUAUGUUCUUAUUUACACAGAAUAAAUAGUAAAAAAAAUAGUAAAAACAGGAACACAAUGCAGCAAGGUGGGAUUGGGGGUAUAUAUGGAGGGUCAUUUGGCAUUUGGCAGUCUGAUGGCAAGGGGGAAGUAACUGAUUGUGAAUCUGGCUGUUCUGCAGCGGAUGCUACAGAACCUACUGCCAGACGCCAGGGGAGUGAACAGCCCAUGGUUGGGGUGGGUGGGGUCAGAGAGGAUACGGUGGGAUCUGACUCCUUUGCCUUAUUUAGGUUAACCAUCUGUAGUCUAAAUGCUCCCAGUGAUUAGAACUCAGGCUCCAUAUAAUCACUCUGGCCCCUUGAUAACACUGAUGAGGUUUGUUUUUAAUCAUACUGCAAAUGUUUAUGCUGAAUAUAAGAGCAAACACAUCAGACAUAGUGAGCAGGGUUUCUAUGUGUUACUAUUUUUUAACAGAUCACAAACCUAAAAAAACAUAUCCACAAAAAAACAGAGACCUCUAAGCUCCCAAAUGGCUCUUGAUAGUAUGACUGAUGUACAAAAUUUGGUUUUUAAGCCAACUGGUUCAGGAUCUGCCCUUGCUGCUACAGAGAUACUUUCCUGUCAUGGACUCUAGAAACAUGAAAUGAUGUCAGAGGAAAAGCUAAAGCAGUUAAGAUAGUUAACUUAGUGUGACAUAUUCUGAAUCUCCAAAAAGAGGACACGACUAUGCAGGGUGGAGUCACGGAGUUGCGCAUAGUUAAUUUUGAGAGUUUUUUCGGGUCAGGUUGGGUGUUUUUUAUGCUCUUCUAACUCAGUUAGUCAACACAAACAAAAAACUUCCAUACAAACCCCCAGACAUUUCAAGGAAACUCCCCCUAUAAACUGUCCUGGACGAGGCCGGACAAGCCUGGACAGCCUACCAAAAAGAGGACAUGUCCGGGUAAAAGAGGACAUAUGGUCACCCAGGUUAAAUGUAAAGGUAGUGAAUGUUUUAAUUACUGCACAAGGGGUUUGAGUCAAACAAAGUUAUGUGAUUAGAGGUCUCACAGAGUCUCCUAAGAAACCAGUAUAUGGCGUCACACAAAUGUCCAAGUUUGAAGACUCUGUAAUAAACACCAAGGUCGCUCAGUAAACUGAGCUGUUGUUGCUUGUGUUUUAAUUUCAUCCAUGCUGAAUGAUCUGCAAGCUGAGUGGCUCUGACUGGAUUUCCAUGGGGGGGACAGAAAACUAAUUACCUGCAAAGAUUAAUUAGUUGCAAUUUCUAAUUGGUUGCAAUAAAUAAGCCUGGCUUUGAUAUCAUCAGGGCAAAAUGAACCCCCUAACAAAGCUCAGCAGAGGUCAAAUCAGAUGUGCUCACUGUGUAAAUGCAAAAGUUAAAAGUAUAUAAUGUUCUGGAGGUGUGAUUAGAAAACUAAUAAGACCUUUUGUUGACCACAAACAGUCUUGUGGAUAUGAAGUACUUUCAGCCUCGUUGGUAUGACUGCAAAGUGUUUCAGCAGCUCAUUACUAAUGACCAUAAUUAAUCUGUCUGACACUGAAGUCAUUGGGUAUGUACUUACAGGGUUGCCUUUGUCUUAAUCUGUGAGCAGCACAGAUAGUUCAUUUCGAGUCAAAUCUUCAGUUUCGUGCACAUGUGCCUGUUUACUUCAUCAACAUCAGCACACCAGCUUUUGCAGGCAGUAAAUUCAGGUGGAAUUUAUUCUAAGACUCAUCUGUGACUACUUAUUUUCUUAUGAAACUUUCAUUGAAUUUUUUACCUUUCUAUGAAAAUGUGAUCAUUUCAAACAAAACCUCUCAACCAUAAAGUUUAAAACACACAAAUUCUGUUUAUCCGUUUGACAGAAACAGUUUAUAAUUCCUUUAGAUAUCCUAUCAUCAUUAUCCUAAAGUACACAGUCAAGGGAUUAUCACAUUAAUAUGCUUCACAUAUUCACCCUCACAUACACUGCAGGGGGUUUACAGACUGACUCAUACUGUGUCGAUAGGGUUUAUAAAGCUGGACACAUAAGGUAAAAUAUACACCGAGUAUAAUCACCAUCCGAGGAUACAAAGAAGGGAAAAUGAGGGCAUAUAAGAAGUAAGCACAGCAUGUAACAGCAGCAUGAAGACAUGUGGAAGAAAUGUGAUAGUAGCAAGGAGUUCUGAAACACAAGAGACUGUAUUGACCGUGUAUGCAUCUUGAUGAAGUAGCCUUCACAUCAAUUCUCUACUAUUAAAAUUGUUCCUACGAAGCGCCCCAUAAUUGAAUUUUAAAAGAGUUUUCUGCUCUGUUUCCAGAGAAACACUUAUUUUAAUGCAGAGCGUAAAACCCUACAGAUCACAAGCCCUCCGAGUAAAAGUGUCUAAAGUACAAAUGAACAUAAUUAUGUCUUUAUGAGAGUUUCCCGCAAGGAUAACAAUUUCCAAUAGCUUACAGACACCAAUAAACUCUGUUUUCCUCUUGCUCCACUUGUUUUUAAAAAUACCCUCGCAGAUAAAUCGAUACACAGUCCACAUGGUUGCAGUGAUAAGACUAAAACCCAACUGUUUCAGAUCCGCUUGUGCAGUUUAUGAUAAAAGGAAAUCAACAUCAGCAGGAGGCUACACAUGAGUAAAGAUAUGAUCACGAUGUACAGACAAGGAAAGUAGCUGCUUCUACACUCUUUAUAUCUAAGGCAACUGUCAGUGAUAUGUCACAGUCUUUGUUGUGUAUUUUCAGUCUGACUGUUUGGGUCUUAGAUUAGACAUAUACAAAGAGGCCUUUAUUUUAAUAUCUCUGGAAUCCAUGACAAGUCAAUCAGGAAGUGCAGUGCGAUAAAGAUGCUAUAACAAAAAGGUCUUUAAAUGCAUCAUGUUUGGAGGCCAAAAGGGACACCUAAGGGGGGGCAAUGCCACCGAGAGCCCCUUCCUGAACAUGCCUCUGGAAACUGAAGUGAGAAAAGAACUAUUGUAGAGUUAAUAACUACUUUUUGUACAUGAUAUAGCCCAUGGAUAUAGACAUUUUUCAGAGAUAAUGCUCACAUCUAUUAUUACUUCUUCCCACCAGACAUAACCUUGAGAAAUAAGUGGCUUUAUGUGGAUAAUAUGAGCCAGUUUCACAGGGUGUGUUGCAUAACUGUUAAAAGAGAAACAAGCAGUGUCAAAACUGCCUCCAUGAAGUAACAAAACUGAGGAUUGGGUUACUUGAAGCAAGGUACGGUACUAAUCAAGAUAAUAUUUAUACGCUUCUGACACAAGGUUCAAUUUUCAUGUGUGGAGUUAUUGUGCAGAGGUCAUCGCAUUCACUCUAACGUGAGGUGCCGGAUCAGUUUGCAAAAAACAAUAAACUCUGAUUUAAUUGAACAGGAAAUUUGUGAACUUUCUGACUCACUGAAAUCAGGAUUAGAGGGAACUUUUAGGACCAAUUAGUUCCUGUGCUGCCAUGGAAAAUGUUGAAGAAAUUGACACUGUAAAGAAGUUUUUGUGAGAUGGAAACUCUUUCACAAAGAGUCCCAAUCUGAAUAAAUAAACCACAUUUCUCAAGGAGUUUCUCUUACAUUUUUACCUCCACCAAGGAGGUUAUGUUUUCGGUAGCGUUGGUUUGUUUGUUGGUUUGUUUGUCUGUUAGCAACUUUACAGAGAAAGUAACAGACGGAUUGACCUGAAAUUUUCACCAGAGGUGCGUCUCAGCCCCAGGAGGAUCCCAUUAAAUUUUGGUGGUGAUCCGGACAAAAUUCUGGAUACUGUGAUCCAGAACACACAAAAAUAAGGGUGUCGUUGGAAUUUUCAAUGCUGAAAGAUAACCAAUGGGCGGCACAGUGGUGUAGAUAGGUGGUACAGUGGUGUAGUGGUUAGCACUGUCGCCUCACAACCAGAGGGUCCUGGGUUCGAAUCUCGGUCAGUGCAUUUCUUGUUUUAGGAACAUUAUUAACAGUGAACAUACCAGUUUAAACACAAAUAAACGUCAAUAAAAGACACGUAACAGUAAAAGUUUUGGUGUGAAUCACAAUAUAAGGGGGGACAUGAGCUGCUUGGCGGAGGUCUGCGCUCUCCAAGUGCUUUUCUACUUCUACAUGUAGUUAAUUAAGAUAGAGAUAGAUUUGCAUAAACAAGAAAUAUUUUAAUCUGCAAGCCUGGCUCUAAGCAACAUACCGGAGUACCUCUGUUGAGCAUUGAUAGCCCUAACAAACCUCUGAUGACAGACAAAUUAGCACUCAAUCAGUCAUGUAACAUCAACACAUGGAUCCUGCACUUCCUAUUUCCUUGAAUCUGCAGCCACUGAUGACUGCUGAUGAACCCAGAUCGAAGUCCAUCAAAGAACGGCCAAGCCGAAUGAGUCAGAUUCGUCCUUGGCGAGAAGACUAAUGGCAGGAGGGACAUGUGGAUUAUACAAGAAGCAGUGAAUGAAGAGGGAAGCUGGGGAAUUUGCUGUAGAGUUAAAGGGAGCUGAUUUACAGUUCAGCGACAACAGAAUCAAUGUGGGGGUAUCUGUCCCGAUGCUAAGUGCUAUUGGCUGUAAAAAUUGAUGUCUUUCAGGCACCAAUGAGCUCGGAUGGAUCUCAAUCACAGGCAAAGUCGACAUGGCUUACUGUGUAUGGUAGCACAUGAAAGGGAGAGUCAAAGAGCUUAGUGGACUGGGGGUAAAACGCUUUGACAGAAAUACAAAUGGGUAGGGUAUUAGUUUACCCUGCAGCCAAAUGAACCCACCAUAUUUCUUCAAACAGGAGCCAGACCUUUAUUAAACUCAAAUACGAAGCACUUGGCUUUCAUCUGAGCCGAAAUGACUUCAUUUGGCUGUUGGUACAAAUCCAUCCCUGCUUGGAUCUGUUUCAAAAUAAAAGACCUCCGGAAGAUUGGAGGAAAGAAUUCCAGUAUUUCGCAUAAAGUAAAAUCAGUUAUGCAUUGCUUCAAGUUAAGCUACAGCCAUCUUCAUGCACUUUUAACAUUAGGGUAUUAGUCAGGUCUAUAAAGCAGAAAACAGCAUAAAAUUGAGGGUAAUUCUUCAUUUAGACCAACUGUAAUGGUUAUCAUUCUCAGUGAGGAUCCUAAUGAGACAAGAUGUUGUUUUCUUCCUCUGCAUGUAUCUGUGAAAAGCUCUCAGCCAUUAUGAGAUACCAGCCGUUAUUAUUCAACAUACUUUUACUUAAGGUAAAAAGGUUUAAAUAAAGACACUGGUCAAAGAUAGUGCUCUAAGAGACUUCUAUGGCUGCUCUUUCUAUUCAGUUACUUCAAACAAAAUAAUGUAAGACGUGAGAGCACAUGUUCAAGGGCUUCCGGCAGAUACUCUGGCUCUCAGUGAAUAAAGAGUUCAAGACGGAUCUUCCUUGUAGCACUUCGAUAGCUGGAGAGUUUGAGUGCUGAUCAGAUGCUUCACACCAGAAAAACAGAGAAAAAAGAUGUCCAGGGUGCUGCUUUAGCUCAGAGGGCUCAAAGAGUAGGCACCUCAUGAACAGAGGGAGCAGAGGCUACCCCCCACACAGACACGCACAAUUCAUGUCUCUCUAUAGCAGCUCUAUCAAAUAAAAGCAUAAAGCCCAAUAAUGAUCUUCAAAAGAAGUAAGAAAAAAAAUCAAUCUGUAGUAGCGAACCAGCCAAAGGGCUUAAGAACCCUCAACUCUGUCCCCACCCUCAGCUUGAAAUGUAAGAGCGGCUGACAUCCAGCUGAAGAGGGCUGCAUGGUAUCAGAGAUAAGGCUCCCUCUGUUCUUCCUCUCUGUGAGUCGGCACUGAAGAAGCUCUCGCCUAAAUCAAUUACAGCCAGUUAGCAGUUAGGGCUGUCCCUGAUUUUCCCAUGGAUCCUCUUUUUCACACUCAGGCACGAGUGAUGACAAAUGAGCGAUCAACCGCUAAUGACUCGACUAUGAACAGAAUACAUUAUACAUACUGUGAACACAGUGUGACUAGAUUUAGUUGGGGAAUUUUACUCUUGGUUCAUGUGGAUCUAAAGAGGCUAAAAAAAAGGCGAAAGACAGCCUUUUUCGACAAAUAACAAUAACCAACUACUCACGUUUGAAGAUUAUUGAUUUCUAUUCUUACGUUUGGUUCAAAUUUAUAAAGGCCAUAAGACAGUAAAUAAAUAGCAAAGUUAAUUUAGUUGCAAUUUACUUUUCUGUUAACAAAAACAAAUAUUGUUUAUGAUUUUUGCUUGAAUUUAUUAUUGUGUCAUUCGCUAAUCUCUAAAAAGUUUGCAGUUUUUGUAUUAAAGCCAAUAACAAAACAUCAAAACCCUGACUGCAUCAUUUAACAUGAUUAUAAUCAAAGUUAUUUUAUAUGUGGUUAAAACUUACUGUAGAGAGCAUACUACCAUUGUUUAUGGUAUGUUCAAGGUUAAUGGUUGAACAUAUGAGCAGUUUAUGAUUUGUGUGAGUGUUUAAGCACAGUUGUAAACAAUGUAAUUUUAGCUAGUAAACAGUUAUACAUCUAAAUAGGAAAUUUAAAAAGUUAGAUUAAAAAAAGAAAUGAACACAACAAAAAGUCAAUGAGAAUAUUUCUCUAUUUCUAUUAUGAGGUGUUGAAAUGUAAAAAGACAAUACUGGCGGCACUGCUGUUUUAUCACAGGAAACUAUACUAUCAUUUUAUCAAAAAAGAAAUGGAUUACUCAGGAGAGAAUGUAUCUGUCUGAUAAAUAAAGUUGUGACUGUCAAUAUAAGUCCUUCAGAACUUUUUGACAAGAUAUUUCACCCAAUAUGUUGAAGAUUAAAAAACUUAUCAGGUUUACUUUAGAGUUUUGAAAUUAAUUUGACAAACUUUGGAGGAAAGAGAAGGUGCCAUAACUGUGCCUGGCUCUAUCUAAAUACCGAAGGCUUCUUUGUACCUGAAUGCAUACAGAAACAGAUCCAACACACAGGUAACAAACAACUUAUGCUGACAACUAUUGGUGACUCUAUGUGUCUAGUGCACAGACAGUAGGGAGUAAAGGGUAAAUUGUAAAUUCAGUUCCCCUAUUUGGGAGAAAACUGAUAUUUUUCCUAUUUUGUUCUCAUUCGUCAAUAACCACUCCACUAACUCCUCCUCUAUCUCUCCCUUGCUCUACUCCUCUUCAGGCAACAAGUUCUCAUACUGCCACGCCUGCCUGCUUGUUGCCGGGGUCUGGUGCUAUGCUGGCGUUUUUGCCGUGGGUCCCUUGUCGGGCUGGGGAGAGUACGGGGCCGAGCCUUACGGUACAGCGUGCUGCAUCAACUGGCACGCGCCAAGCCAAAACUCUGCAGCCAUGAGCUACAUCAUCUGCCUCUUCUUCUUCUGCUACAUCGUGCCCUGCACUGUCAUCUUCCUGUCCUACACAUUCAUUCUCAUGACAGUCAAGGGUUCCAGACAGGCUGUGCAGCAACACAUGUCCCCGCAGAACAAGAUCACCAAUGCACAUGCACUUAUCAUUAAGGUAAAUGCACAGAUUUAAUAAAUAAAAAAAAUAUAAAUAUACUUUAAAGAGUGAAGAGAAAAUGUGCUCACAUGAAAUGUUUUUUUUUGCUUGUUUAAGCUCUCAGUGGCGGUUUGCAUCGGUUUCCUGACAGCAUGGAGUCCAUAUGCCAUUGUGUCCAUGUGGGCAGCUUUUGGAAACCCAGCAACUGUACCACCCAUGGCUUUUGCUGUGGCAGCUAUCUUUGCAAAGUCCUCCACCCUUUACAACCCCAUCGUCUACCUGGUCUUCAAACCCAACUUUCGCAAGUCCCUGUGCCGGGACAUGGCCCUGUGCAGGAGGUCUUUGUGUGGAUGUCUAUGUCCGCGCAGCGUCACACAGAAAGGGACUUGCAUGCAGGCCCACAAAGAGGAUAACUCUACAAGGUUGUCAAACGGGCUACCUGAGAACCACGGGACCUGCAGACACUGUCCUUGCCCUGAUUCAGCCCCUGGUACAAGAGAAAAUUUCGCAGACUACAGCCCCCAGCAGACUGCCAGGAUACUGAAAGGAUCUGUACAUAGUGAGGUGGCUGUGAGUCAGCUCUCCAAUGAGAUGCAGAGUGACUUCCUCUAAAACACAAACACAGUAAAAGGUGAAAAGAAGAGUGAUUGAGAGAAAGACAUCGAGAACGAAGGAUAAAAUACAUCAAUGCAAGUUGGAGGAUAGAUUGAACUUGACAGACGAAGAAAAGGUUUCAAGGUACAAGUUUGAAAACAUGAACUUGUCUAAUGCCUCAAAUAUGUGAUACUGCCAAAAAAAGAAGCCAAUACAGGAGGAUAAGAGAGUCAAAAGAGCAUCCAUGGAUGUGUAAAUCAGUAUUCUAUCAGGUUGAAUUAACCUGCAUCAACAAUUAUCUGAUCACUUUAACUGAUCAAUACUAACAAAGCAGGACAGAGAAACAAUGGAGUCUGGUUACCGUCAAUUCAAGCUGGAUUUUGAGGAAGGAGCCGAUAUGAAACUUUCUACUUCCUAAACUACCUUUCUGUAUUUAAGUACUGUAUUUAAAGAUGUAUCUGAUUUGAUAAGUAUUUAUUAAUGCAUGCCUCAAACUGAAGGACCACAGGGUUGCUGGUGUUAUCUUAAAGUAAAAAAAAAAAUUCUCAUUGCUGAAAUACAUUAAUUUUUCGAAGCCUCAAUUGCUGAGACCACAGCGUCAGCCUCUACAUUUAUCUACAUUAAAGAAACCUGCUAUAGGUUGAAGGGGAAAAGACCACUGGGUGAGACUAUUGUUACCUGUGUUAAAAAGAACAUGGACAUCCUUCAAGCACCCAGGGAAGGAGGUUGCAUUGAUUUCUCUGCAGAGACAAGUUGCCAAUAUCACUUUUUUUUCCCCAGCCAGAGCUGUGUCCAAAACAGAGCGGCUAACUGAUUUAGGAAAGCAGAAGAAUUUGGGGAUGACUCAGGAUUUGAAAAAAAAAAAAAAAAACUUUUUAAGUGUUUUUUUUUUUUGUUUGUUUGUUUUUUUUGUAUUAUGUGCAUUGCUUUUCUGACAUGGAGCAUUGACAAAACACACACACAUACAUGAAUAUACUGCAGAGUGUUAUUAAAUGAUGUAAAGGAAAGGCCGAUGUGUAAUCUACCAAACAGAGAUACUAUAUUUGUAAAAAAAAAAAAAAAAAAAAAAAAAACGAAUACUCAAAUGGCUUUUAUUUGGCCAGGGUUGCAAACUCCAAGAGCUGGCUCUUACUGUGGACUUGUUGGACGAUGACAAAAAAGUAAGGACGCAGCCAUGUGUGAGAUGAACAACCCACAGAUGUCAAAUAGUUUGCCAUACACCGACAUCAGCUGUAAAUGUUUAUCCAUAUCAUAUCACCCCUUCUUUCUGCUGGUGAGCUGGGGCCUAUUCUACGAAGCAGGAUUACUGCUUAGCAAGGUAACUUCGAGGGUAAAGUCGGGGUUUCCUGUUCUACAACGCAGGUUCACUUCUUAGCGAGGCGAGUCUCUAUAGCAACAUACGCUGAACGGCUAACCUGCUCCGGGGCAAGUUAGGUUCAAGAUUAAACUCACCGAGUAUAAAAACCCCGCCCACUGACCAAUGAGCUAUCUCAAAAAUGGCUUGUCCGUUCUUGGAGGAUCCUAUAGACUUCAGUGCUCGCAUUGUUGCGAGACCGCUGGCUACCGCGCUAAGUUGAGCGAGGUAGCUCCAAGGAUACCUCGCUAGGUUGAACUUGCUUCGUAGAAUAGGCCGCUGGUGUACCAAACUGCUGACUCAACAAAGACUCAGGGAGAAGUCACCGGUCAGACAGUUUGAUGUUUUUGUGGCGGUGUCUGAGAAAGAUAAGUGGCAUGCAGCUUGAAAGUUAGCUAAAAAAUGAGAAAAUGUGAAACAGUGCUAAAAUGAAUCGGCUCAAUUAUUGUUUUUAACAUCUGUGUGGAUAUCAGUUCAAGUAUUGGUACUGAUAUCAGUGUCAGAGUCUCCAGAUCGAUGCAUCUCUAGAAAAGGUUCAUGUACAGGUCUCAUUUGCUGAUCAGCUGUUACAGGAAACGCAACCAGACAUCAGGCUGAACAAGAAGGCAGGGUUUCAGACAGAUUAUAAUCAAGCAAACAGUUUUUUUAUUGUGAGAUAUAAAGUGUGCCCAUAAUGCUGCUAGAUUGUGAAAACCGUGUGCACGGCUUCUGCACAUACUGCGGGUCAAAGUUGCCAGGAAGUCUGUCUGUAAACUGUGAUGGAUGUUUACGAAGAACAGCUGUGAUGAUUAAAUUUUCCGGCUACUUUCUCUUCAAAAUACGUUUUGUUAGUUUUUGUUCAAAACUGGUAUGCGGCCAAACUUGCAUCCUUCAUCAGACUAAUUUUUUCAGCGGCGGUGUCUCAUUCCCAGACUC
Xyrichtys novacula (pearly razorfish) is the source of this 63720-nucleotide messenger RNA. Lineage: Eukaryota; Metazoa; Chordata; Actinopteri; Labriformes; Labridae. The record is from the annotation of a GenBank genome assembly.